Xyrichtys novacula (pearly razorfish) is the source of this 57432-nucleotide messenger RNA. The record is from the annotation of a GenBank genome assembly. Lineage: Eukaryota; Metazoa; Chordata; Actinopteri; Labriformes; Labridae.
AUGUCCAGUGAGGUGCAGCCGAGGCCGGACGACAGCCCCAACACGAGUGGGGGCAGCUCGGACGCCGAGCAGAGGGAGGCAGCUCCACCGGAGCAGCCGGGCCCCGAGCAGCGGGAUCAGACUCAGCCCAAAAAGAAGGAGGCUAAAAUCUCCAGCAAGACGGCCGCCAAGCUCUCCACCAGCGCCAAGAGGUAAACCUGCUUUUACUUUGUGUCCUGAUGGAGCUGCUCAAGUGGUCAUCUAUUAUUUACUCAUUCAGCGGAUUUACUCCUCCAUCUUUGGUGCUACACACUCACUCCUGAGCGCUGCUGUGGAUUUCGAAGAGAUCAUCAGUCAAUCAAAGCGGUGCGGACUGAGAUGACUGGUUGAUAAGUUGUUACCUAAGCAGCAUAAAAUAACAAUUCAGCUUUGAUAAAUCCCUGAAAUCAUUGAUUCAGAGGAAACACUCGUCGUUCUUUAGUUUCAGCUUCAUACAUAAGAGAAAGUGCUGCUUUUAUCUGUUCUCUGUUCAACACUUAUGUGUGCUGGGCUCUGUUCAGAUUUAUAGUGGGGUUGUUUACUUAAGCAGUUAAUCAAUUCAGUGAAAAAACAAGUAUUAGUAGAAAUAAUCAAUGAUGAAAACAGUCGUCACUAACAGGUUUGAUUUUCAUGGAGGGGGCUUGAUUUUCUGCUCAGACACCUUCACCGCUGAAUAACCAACAGUUCCUCAUUUGUGCUCUUUUCUGGUGACUCGAUCAUGUGGCUGCUUUGGCUUGCGGAUAUUUACACGCAGUCAUGAUCACUGCACAAUCAGAUCUAGAGUAUUUUACUGCAACUUUUCAGAUAAGGGAACUCUGUGAAUUUGGCUUUUUUUUUUUUUUGUUUAUUUAUUUUUUGGCUGUUUACCCUGAUGUUUCACGGCACUGACACAGGUAAUUCAGAAGUUUAGAGUUAACAGCAAAAGAAAGAAAAUAAAGAGACUACUGUCCUCUCUAGUUUGUGAUUCAUUUCCUGUAUUACUCUGCCUUUUGCGUACUAAAAUGAGCAGAAGUUGCUCACUCAAUCACACCUGCUCAAUAAUCUUUCGAAUGGUCAUUUCUAGGAAUAAUUCUAUAAAAGUCUCUGCAUGUGAGGGAAGACUGAUCUGAUCCACUGAUUAGAGCCAGCCCAGACUGUUGGAUAUAAACACCACCCUGCUAUCUUAUCAGCAGAGAUGGGUGCAACAUAAAAACAAGGACCUUGAGGGUUACCACUUUAUAGGAAGGUUGACAGGCUCAGUGUUAUUUAGUUGCUCUCAGUGCUGGAUCCUGUAAUAAAUCACUGAGCGCUGCACACACAGAUGCCAGAGGUGCUGUUCUCCAUCAUAAAAACUCAGCUCGGAUGAUAUUGACUUAUUAGCAUUUGUCGAGGCAUGCAGAAUGUAAUAGUUUAGUUUGUGCUCUGUCUCGGGGGAUGAUCAAAUGAAAUGAGCUGCGGAGCAUUUCAGAAAGCAAGUGUUUGGUUAAAGAGAGAGCGAGAGGAGCUCAAGAAUCAUCCCAGCUGCUUCUCUUUGGAUUCCCCGAGCCUUCUUCAUUGCCCCGCUCUCUCUCUCUCUCUAACAGGUCCCCAGCCUCAGCAGACAAAAUGUGCCACCUCAGGAAAUACUGCAGAUAAAAUUACACAGCACGCACUCAAGCUGAGGAUGACUCUGUAACCGUGCAGAUUGUAUUUCAGGCUCCUCCGCAAAUAUGCUGUUUUUUUCCCCUGCUUCCCCGAGUGAGCAGAGUGUGCAGUCAUUUCCCCCUCAGAGGAGAGUUAAAAGGAAAAUCCCCUCUUGGAUAAUCCCACCAUGUUAUGUAUCAUCAACCUGUGAUGUACUCUUCAUCUCAGGAUGUCUUUUAUGAUGAUGAUGAAGAAGAGUUGUAGUAGCCGGCAUGGUGUUCAGCUGCUGAGUCUAGUUUCAGUUUCCCAGAGCGCUCACAGAGCUCUCAUGAGGGAGUUUGAACUUAAAAGUUUGUUUUUGUUAGUGCACCAGAAAACGAAUAUUUCAAACACAGAGAAACAUUAUGCCACCGCCAACCUCCCACUCACACAGUGGAAGCUCAUUCUGCCAAUGACAGGGGACUAUUAUUAUUCCUCUUUAGGCUGCUUGUUUCAGUUUUCUACGUUUUAUUUCUCUGAGACUUCAGAGAGAGAGGUUUGGAUUACAUUAGAGGCAGACCUGCGCCAAUAUCGACUCUGAUGAUGAAAAAAGCAGAAAACCAUCUCUGAUACUGAUGUUUUUUUUCUCUAAAUGAAAGUCCUCAUUGUAUUUUUGUCAUCAAUAUUUUCCCCAUCUUGGCUCGGGGACACGAAUCUAAUCUUCAUCAUGAAAACACUUGUGAAUACCAUUGAAGAAACCCAGGCCUUUACUUCACUCUCUUUGUGGAAGCAUCAAUCAUUUUUACACAUUUAUAAAACAGGCUUUAAUUGAAUCAUCUUUCACAGGGGGAAAAGAAAAAAAACGGUUCAGAAAAACUAAGUGCUUCAAAAGCCUCUUUGGCUGUCUCAGAAUCACAAACACAGUGAGAGGAUAUUUGAAGUUAUUACUCAGAGCUAUGAAAAUCCUCCUUCUCAUAAAACAAAAUGCUGUCAUACAAAUGACGUGUUGCUACACCCAAAACAAAGACAAGACAUAUGCUGAGUCUCAACUUUGGUUUUACCUUCACCAACAGAACCAAAACGUUCAUCAUGUGGAUCUUGUAGCUGUUACUCUCUGACAGUGUUUCUAAUAGUUCUUAAGAUUCAAGAGACAGCAGUGUCACCUGGUCUUUGUCCGAUUUGUGUCCAUGAACGAUAAAAAAGGAACUUCACAGCACUGUGACGAGGGAUGGGACUUGAUAAGACUUUUAUUGAUAUCGAUGCCAUUAUCGAUUUUCGAUUCAAUUCUUUAACGAUUCCCUUAUCAAUGCCUUUCUUUGAUUUAAAGAAAAAGCAGACUCUAGGUUUUCAUUCAAAAUUUUAACUCAAAAUCGAAUGCAUGUGACUCCUUAUAUUUGAUGCCGUGCCCCGUUGAAGCAUGUUUAAGCAUGCUGGUGUGUCCACCUUUGCAUGUUAUCACUGCUUGACAAACUUUACACAGUUGUUGUCUUUCUCAGUAAAAUGAAGCCAUGCUCUUAGAUCGUUUCUUUUCGUAUCGUCCGCCAUGUUUUCUUCUCUGUCUCUGUUCUCAUUCGCGUAGACUGGCUCUCGCGAGACCAUUUUUCAAAGGAAUCGUUAAGAUAAAAUGUAAACGAUGUGGAUGGAUUGAACCAUUUGGAAGCGGUUCUCAACAAGAACCGGUUCUUGAUUCCUUACCUAACUGUGACUCACAUCUAUGGAACGGGUUUGAGCGAAAUCUAGAAAAUUCUGAUAGACAGCAGAGAUUCACUCCAGCUCCUCCUCCUUUUGGAUGAUAAACAAUGAAUCAGAGGAAAUAAUUCACUUUUAAUAAACAUCAUCUUUAACUCAGAUCUUUUUUAGUGUUCUUUUGUUGCCAUGGUAAUGAAUCAGGAACCAAAAUAAGCUGUCUCCUGCAGUCUUUGCAUCAGGUGUGUCUUACCCAAUGUUCCUUGAGUUUCUCAAACAUGAAACUAAAAAACACUGAUACAGCAUUAAAAAUAAAAUUGUUUCAGUCAGGUCUUCCCUAAAAAAGCAGCUCAUUUUCUUCAAAGUGUGUCUAAUAGUCCUUGAGCAGUCAUCAAGCACAGAUUUUCUCUUUUUUAAACAUGUUGGACAGAGAACAUCUCCUUUAAACAUCAGCAGAUAAAGUGAAAUGUUGCAGGGCUUUGCAGUGUAAGUCUUGCACAUCCAUUUAUUACAGUGUCGUCAGCGCAGAAACAAUAAAUCAUGUCAACAUCGACUGCUUAUACUCCUCUCCCUCUCUGUCGCUGCAGCAGAUUAUUUUUAUGUCCCAGAUAACAAACAAGGUAAAGAACAGACAGUAUGAUCAAUAACUGUUGUCGGUUAUUAAUUUUUCUUUCAUCUUUUCCUGCCGUGAAUAUUUAAUACAUUCUGGUGUAUUUCAUCUUUAUACUGUGUUUUCAACUACUGCAACAGUCACCUCCGCUGAAACCUGAGCUGGGACCAAAGCAUGACUUCAGAGUUCAAACACAGACAGUCUCCUGAUGAAUAAAGGAGGAUUUAAGAAAAGGAGAAUUCACACAUGUGACAAGGCCCGCAGCUGUGGUUGCAUCAUUCAAAUUACUCACUCUUUUAGAUGGAGGGAUGCUGCCUUUCCCACUCACAGUCAGUGCCUGAAAGACCUCACACCUUGUUUAGACCUUGAGAAUAUUCGUUACUCGGUCGCAGGUAAUGACGAAAAAUUCAAAAAGAUUUGGGCUGGCAUUCAGAAACUCUCAUCAUUUUGAAUCAGCACUCUCCUCUUCUUGUUUUCUUUUUAAAAUUUGGAUCUGUGAUUUUUUUAAAUCAUAAAAUUUAAAUUCUUAUCACAUUUAUGGCCUUUUUCAGUUUUCGGCGACUUGUCUACAUUUUUAUUCUCUUAAUGUACAGUAGUUCAUUUAAAUUAUUUUCUUUUUACUUUUAAUUUCUCAAUGUCUUAUAUUUCAAGAUAUAUAACACCCGAAUUCCAGCACUUGUUUUUUUUUUAGCUCCAGAAUUUGUUGUUUAAGCACAGUAAUAGGAAUAUCCAGCAGUAGGCAGGGUCUUGAGGGAAAGAAAGUGUUUGUGAUUAAUGUUUCCUUUGUAUCUUGUGCUCUUUCAAGAGCUCACUGCACUGUAUUCAUCUGUAUAAAACUAAUAAAGUAUUGUUGAGUAAAAAAUUACUCACUCUUUAGGAGCUCUUACAAAAAUGAAAAACUUUGUAUAAGUUCAGAUUGAACAAGUACAACUGCACUUUGCGUAUAAUAUAAAUUUGAGUUUUGAAAUUUCCUCAAGGUUCUUAUUUCAAAUGAGAAUGAAAGCACUGCUAAAAUCCCAUUUUGCCUGUGGUCAGCUGAUCCCUGCAUGUGUACUGAUAUUCUAGCAGCACAGAUUGAGUGUGUCUGUUCAACAGCAGUUUUGUCACAUUAGGUUAGGUUACUUUGGCAUUAUCUAAACCUACAGCGAGAGACUGCUGAAUACUCAGGGUCAGCAACAAACUUUUGGACUCACUCACUGAGUUGGCAGGUUUACGGAAAACUCACCAGCCCACAUAUUUUUACCAGCCAAUAUAAUGAAUUGGGUUGUUAUAUGUAGAAAACACAUCAUUAGAAGCUGUUUACGAAACACCAUUGAGCAGCAAAGACAAAAACUGUAGCCAGAAUGGAUGGUUUGCUGUGAGGGCUCCAGGAGUGCCGAGAUUUCUUCAGCUGUCAAAAAGUUCAGCGAGGAGCUUUUCUGAAAAAAAAUUAAACAAAACUGAAGUGAAAACUUUGCCAGGUAGAAUAAGUGAAUCAUAAGUCUGCAACAACUACAUCAUGAGACAGAUUUGGUGGACUUUUCUGAUCAUAAUCAGGAGGUUACAGUUUUGCUUGAAAUUCUCAUCUAGUCCUGUUAUCAUCUCGCUACAGCAGGAGUCCUAAGAUAUUGGUUGUCUUGCACAGUUGCUCUCAAAAGUGAGGCACAUAAAUCUGCUGCCAGAUUUGUUAAAAGUGAAUAUUUUUAGAAUAACUCAGAAAUACACCGAAGAAUCAGCCAAAAAGGGAAAUUUAAUAAGACAGAGUUCUGGUUUUGUGUGUGUGUAUUUCUGAUCGAGAAAAUUUUCUGUAUUCAGCCCCCCAGAAAAAGUGCACUAACAAACCGAGGAGAAAAUACAUAUUUUUGGUUAUUAAAGCUCUUCUUCCUAAUGGUCUGAGGGCUCGUUUUGGAGAGGUAUAAGUAUCGUGAGCAUUAAAUCCAAACCUUUUUAAGCAGUAACGUUUGUGGUUGGUCAUACAUAUUUUCAUUUCCACCGACAAAAGUGGAAUCACAGAGUUGGUUGUGGGAAUUCAAGCACGCUCAGGAUUUGCAAUACUAAACCAAAGCAGACCACCUCAGAGCCAGAGGUGGUUUCAUCUGCAUGGAGAGAGUAACGGCUGCAUUUCCAGCUGACUGAGUAUUUCAGAAGUAUUUACACCUUGCUGCUGGAUCCUUAAAAGUUGCAGCGCUGGCUCUGUUAUGUAAUAAAGGCUUCACCAAAAAGAAACUUGACCUCUCUGGUCUUUUCAUCAAACUUUUUCAAGCACUCAGUGUGAAAAUGCUCCUGACAGUCUCCUGUAAGCGUGAGGGCAAAGACAGGCCUGUGGUGAGCAGGAGAACUCAUUAGCCCUCAAAUAUCAGAUUGGAUUCCUCUGUAUCAGACAUGUCCUGUUGACAUCAGUAUCACUUCAUGCUCAUGUGGUUUAAAAUAAUGGCGGAUCCUCAGCUGUGUGUAAUCUUGUGUUGAUCUUGCGUGACAGCACUUAUUCCUGUAUCCAGUGGCAGCGCUCAGAGGCUCAUUAGCAAAUCAAUGGUGUAUUCAGUGUGUGCUUUGAGAUUGAUUUCACAGGCAGGAUUUAUAGAAUUGUCUGCAUUUGGUGGUAACACUGAUCUUCAUCUUGUUUCAGGAUCCAGAAGGAGCUCGCAGAGAUAACCUUGGACCCGCCGCCAAAUUGCAGGUAAGAGCCUGUUGAUUGUGUGUUUUUUAAGAACGCCCAUUUGCUGCGACACCUGAGGCUCUUUGUGUGUGUGUGUGUGUGUGUGUGUGUGUGUGUGUGUGUGUGUGUGUGUGUGUGUGUGUGUGUGUGUGUGUGUGUGUGUGUGUGUGUGUGUUUGAGCGUGAAUGGAUUGUGCCGGCUCAGUGAGUCACAUGAAUAGUAAAGGUGGAUUAUUGUGCCGUAUUUUCACCUCUGUCUGCUCAGGCUGAAGCGAAAUGAAUGGACCUUGUAAGCAGUCUGCAGCGUGAAUCAGACUCAUGGAGAAAAAAUAGAUAUCUGUGCGAUUGACCUGAUUGGCAGUGUUUUCCAUUAGCAUCACUGUAGCAACAGUGUUGUGUUUGCUCACAUUCCCCGGGGCGAGUAAAGGCACUCUGCUGCUGCGGCUCGACUGGUUCACAUGGUUUGUUUUCCUCCUGUGUCAAGAGUGUAGGAAAGACAGAGGUGCUGCACGCUUCUGCCAAUCAAGAUCUGAGUCAGAGCUUUCAUUGUUUGUGGUUUGCAUUGAGUCAGCGUUAGCCAUUCUUCUUAAACUGAUGUCUUAAGGGAGCAGCAUUGGAGGGUGCGGGGAAGGCUGUGCAGGCAACGAGGCACUGCAGUCCAGGCAUUUCCUGUAGGGCUGAGACAGCAUGGAAACUCACUGAUGUGUGGACGCUCUCAGGCCCGAAGGCUGGGAAAUAUUGGCUGAGGCUCGGUGAAGUCACUGUAAAGUUAUUUGCCAAAAAUCCUGAAACAUGGAUGCACGAUUCCAGGGAUUUCUCCAGCUGCACUGUCACUGUUGAAACCCUAAAAAAGAUGAAAUCUUUCAACGCGUUAGAGUCUAAAUGACUGAUCAGAAAAGAAGUAUUGACAUUUCCUCUUUAGCUUGAAAAAAGUUAUGAUCCAAUUUGAUUAUGCAAAGUGUUUCGACAUAAUGUAAACAAAGAAACUGUAUUCACCAUGAAGCUCAUCACAUGAUCAUUACCUGUUCCAGUUCAUCAGAUCAGUAUCAAAACCAAUCCAGUGGAUCAGAUAAGAUACUCUUUUGAUUUGCUUAACUCCAUUGUCAACACAGGAUGUAGCUUCAUCCCUUUAUUUAAUGCUCUCUGUUCAAUAUUUUAUCCUUGGAUUGUUUAAAAGUACACGCCCUAUCAAAGACAGUAGACUUUGCUUUAAAACUUCACCAUCAUGAUGGAUGAAGGAAAAAAGAAAAACCUUUAUCAAAGCUUUGAUAAAUUACCUUUAAGACAUAUAGGUUUGAGAACAAAACCUGCUGGACAGUUUACAUGACAUUAGUUUAUAAUGCACCACAACAAUGAACAAUACAAAAGCGUUACAGUUCGGUUAGUUACAGGCAUCAACAAUAUGAACAAUAUGAUACUAUGUGACCUGAUGUGUUACAGGACAACACAAUAUGAUAGGAUACAAUACCAUACCGUGAGAUUCAAUAACCAUACUAUACAAUAAGAUACAGGACUACUCUAUGAAACCAUCUGACACGACACUGUACGAUAUAAUAUGAUAUGAUAUGAUAUGAUAUACAAUACGAUACGAUAUGAUACGAUAUGAUAUGAUACAAUACGAUAAGAUAUGAUACGAUACGAUAUGAUAUGAUAUAGCAUGAUAUGAUACGAUAUGAAAUGAUACAUUAUGGCACAAUAGGAUACAGUUUGAUAGGCUGUCUAAUAAAACAAUGACAUGAUAUCAUAUGAUACCUUACAACUAGAUAAGAUAAGAUGCAGUGUGAUACUAUUCCAGACUUAAUGUACAGGUCAAUACAUUAGGAUUUAAGUACAGUGUGAUACUAGACAAUAGUCUACCAUGUAAUGCAGUAUAAUACAACAGAAAACAAUAAGAUACAAGAUAUGAUACAAUAUGCUUGGUUAUGAUAUGAUACCAUGUGAUAAGAUUAGAAAUUGCAUUACUUGAUAUGAUAUGACAUGAUGUAGUAUGAUAUGAUACUUAACAAUACAAUACUCUUAUAAUAAUCCUUCAUGAUACACAUUAAGCCACUUCUUUAGGUAAUUAAAUAUAAAAAUCCACACAAACAGAAAGGAAUUAACAACAACACACAGAAAAGUAACAUUUGGAAUAUUUGAUCAGGUUUUGAAAAUGAUAGUAGUUUUUUUUUUUUUUUUUUUAUCAUGUUGCACUCAUAAAUCUUGGAUGGAUUCACCAGGUCAUCCCAUCAAAAUUCCCAAGAGGAUUAAACUGCUCUUUGUACUGCAUCAAGUCUAACCAUUCAGUAAGAGAGAGGACCAGGUCAACUGAUUUCAGAUCAUGACUUUUGCCACCAUAUAUAUCAGUGUUUAAAGCUGAAGUCUAUGUGCAAUGUCUGCCUCUGGAUUGGCCUUUUAAACAAAGAAUAUUGAACUACAAACACACAUGAGACAGCCCAACAGUGAAUAGCUACAGGUUUCUGUCUUCACCAGCCUGAUCUAAUACUGUCAGGAGUAAUUCUGCCCGGACGCUCUGAGAGAGUGUUUAGGAUGACGGCGGAAACUCACAGCUUUAUUUUUUGGCAGUCUGCAGGAGGAAAUUUCUCAGGAGAACAUCCCCUCUCUGCAGCCUUAUAAACUCUUUUUUUCCCCUCCAUUAUCUUUUUUGACAAAUGCUUUAUGUCUCACUGUGAUGGAGCAUUUGGAGAGGUGUUAAAAAAGCCAUUUCCCCUUUGAAAAGUUUGCAUCUGCAGACAGCUACACAAAUGAAGGCUGAGCCUCGCACCUGUCAUAACAGAACAAUUUAUCAGCUGGCUGCUCGCUGUUUAAAUUCACAGCCACGGUGUCUUUAAGCCGGUGAGGAAUGACAGAAAAUAACCUGUUUUUACCAAGGUACUAUCUGUCACAGUCGCACUCUGUUUGUCGGAUCUAAAGACAACGCUAAUCCGUCUGAAGCCAGUCAUUAUGUUUCCUGACAAAGGGCCAAACAGCAGAGGGGGGAAAGGAAAUUUCACGGCCAGUCGUUUGUGAGGAAAAUGACAUUUCGGUGCAAAAGAGAGGAUUCCUUGAAGACCGUCCGUGCUGAAAGGAGCCCUCGUGACGAAUGGAUCGAGCUCGGCUGCAGUCAGGAGUCCUCGGCCAUGAGUGAAAAAUUAGGCUCAGGCUGCUCCAGCGUAUUUCACCAUCAGGCAGAGAGGAGAAACGAGCCGGCGGAGUCUCAGCGCUACUUGAAAUGUAGAUUUUCUGUAUUCAUACGGCUCCUUGGGGUAUUCACCACUCUAACAGCUCCAACCCCCCCCCCCCCAAAAAAAAAAAAAAAAGCUGUCACAUCCCCGGUGUUUGAUUCAGCCUGCAUGUUUUACCACAACAAUCCACAUUCAGCCUGCUCUUUUGUGCGAUAAGCAAAGCACAAGCGCGCAUUUAGAACUGCUGAGAUAAAUUCACUUACUGUACCCCCUCACACACACACACACACACACACACACACACACACACACACACACACACACACACACACACACACACCCUCUCUUUCUUUCUGUGUGAACAAAGGGCUGCACGUCUCCCGGCCCCCUUUCUUCACCUGCUAAUUGAUGUGACAGUGUUAAAUAGGCUGUGUUCUCUGAAAGACAUCAGAUGUGAGGGGUUAUGAACGGACGCUGUGAUGCAGCUCAUUACCCCACAGGAUUCUGCUCUUUUUUUCCCUUUUCCACCCCGCCAGAAUAAAGCGCAGCUCAUGAUCACAGCCGCUCUUACAAACAUCCUCUCUGGCUCGAUUUCUGCAGGGAGAGAAGAAGCAUUUCUGUAAUCCCUCCAGGGAAAGCAAAUAAAAAAACACCUUUAACUUUUACUCAGACAUCACGCCUGAUUUCAGAGAUCACUUGGCUCCUUUUUGAGAGGACUUAGCAGUUUUGUUUUUUUUUUCUUUUGGAGCCAAAUGAGGGAAAAUUUUCAGCAUUCUUCUAAUAAUCUUUGUCACCCUGCCAGAAAGUAAUUAAUUGAACGUGACAAGCGCUCUGGAAGGGUAUGUAAAUAGCCCCUACAGCAGACACGUUAUAUUAGCCCGCUGCUAUGUCUGCCUCCCUAGCUGUGUGUGUGUGUGUGUGUGUGUGUGUGUGUGUGUGUGUGUGUUUUCUCUAUAAUUACCAUAUCCUUUCAUGAUAGUCCUGGCAGCGUUUUGAUAAGAAUCCCCCAUCGGCUGAGGGGAAACAAUGAGUGGAUUCCAAGGGGGAUUGGCCACGCUCUCUCUCUCUCUCUCUCUCUCUCCCUCUCUCUCUCUCUCUCUCUCUCUCUCUCUCUCUCUCUCUCUCUCUCUCUCUCUCUCUCUCUCUGUCUCUCUCUCUCUCUCUCUCUCUCUCUCUCUCUCUCUCUCUCUCUCUCUCUCUCUCUCUCUCUCUCUCUCUCUCUCUCUCUCUCUCUCUCUCUCCUACUUAAUCCCAGCAAGUCCCUGAGGAAUAACUUUCCAGUGAGUAUCAGUGAAGAUCUUUAGAAAUAAAAGCAAUAAACCAGAAGAAAGAGCGGCUGCAGAAUGGGCUGAAUGACAGAAAUGUGAAUUCAUUCAUGACUAUCAGCUUGUAGAUAUGGUUCGCUCAAACACAUCAUGGAUAUCAUUGUCUACACGGAGCCCUUCUCCGAGGAUGGUGAUGAGUGCUGAGCUCAGCUUUAGUUUGAUGAUCUACCAGCGAUGAGAAAGAGGCGCAGAGCAAUUAUAUUUGUUAAAAACUGUGUUAGAGUUGUUUCAACUGAUCCUGUGUACCUGUCUUUUUUAAUAUAGAUGAGGGAUUAGUGUUAGUAAGUACUAACUUGUCUUUCCAGCUUGAGGUAACAGCACUUAGAGGUGGAGUAUCUCUAAAACUUCUGGAUGGAUUCUUCUCUAAGGCUGGGUCCAAACAUAUGUAGAAAUUUGUAGAAAUAGAUUCUUCCUCCUCACUCUGUUUUUGGAUAUUUCUCUGUCUGCAGGUUCAUGUAGAAACUGUUGAAAAUGCUGACAUGAACAUGUCAGAUCAGUCAGUGUUACUGUCAUGAUAUCUGACACAUCAAAACACCAGAGAAAAUUACACACAUGUCUCUUUUUGAAAGAGCAGCAGAAGGAAACUGCAUUCUCUAUACUGUAUAUGGAGUGGUAAAUAAAAAUGUGCCUCCAUGCUGCAGUAUGAUGAUGAAGAACAGGGAGGUUUCCUUCUAAAUGUUCAGUUAAUGAUCAGACCCCAAACAAACAUGGCCUCCUGUUUCAGCACAUGUGAGUUCAUGUAAACAACAACUGCCCUGCAAAAGUCUGUCAGUGUCUCCAGAGACUCAGUCUUUUUACCGACCAUACAACAAUGACUAAAGGAGAGUUUUCUCUUUUAAAAUCAGCACUAUUCUACAUGGUUUAGCCGACAUUUGUUGACAUUUCUUUGUAAAGAGCUGUACCAUAGUCUGUUGUCAACAGACAUAAAAAUGCAGAAAAGUUUGUGAGAGAGUCCUCUAAAAAUGAUGUUUCCUCAAAUAGAGUUCGCUUCAAAAGGAUACUUCUCAUAAAACUGUCCCAUCUUAAGGUUGGGUCUCGAUAACUCGUCAAACAAUGAGCGUGGUCUAGACCUGCUCUUUUUCUGUGGAAAGUGUCUUGGGAUAACGACUGUUAUGAAUUGGCGCAACAUAAAUAAAAUUUGAUUGAUUGAUUGAUUGAUAAAACAAUGCCAAACUCUGAUACAACAGGAACAUGCAUGUUAAAGACUGUUACAGGCUUCCUUCAUUGAAAUACACAAUUAAACUGUCCACAUGCAGCAUGCAUUUACACCCAGCUUGUAAUCAUCUUACCUUUACAGCCUUUGUUAUGAGGACUAAAGAUAUGAGAGCCUUGCAUUUAUUGGGAGCCUAUUUCUUUGUGGCUUUGGCACUUAAUAGCAUACAGCUUAAAUAACAGAGGAAUGAGAGAGUAUAGUGCUGGAAAAAGGUGCUGCUUGGUGCCCUUAAACAGUUUAAACUUGGAAAAAUGCCUAGCUCUACUAAGGCUGAACCAGUCUGUACUUUCUUUACACUAACCUCAAUAUUCUGUGUAUGUUUCACAAAGUACAGUGCUGAGGUUUUAACCAGCAUUUGCUUUAAAACUUGAAGCUCACCUGACAGAAACCAGGAUUCUCAACCAGACUGUACGGUCACAAAUCUGUGAAUGACUGCCGUGAUCGCUUUUGCCCUGAGUGAGUUUUGGCUGAGUGUCGGAGUAAAGAUGUUGGUGAUAUCUGAGGAUUUUUGUGGGGCAGCUGGCUCUGCGCAUGUUGUGUUCAUUGCUUAUAUCAUGCUCCAUUAAUGGGUGAGAGGAAAGAUAGGGCAUGUUUUCAGUGUGUUAAACUUCACCUUUGCAUACUUUGCAAAUAGCUUUGUGUUUAUCAAGGAUGCUCAAGUUUUUAUAAAAGCCAAAACGUAGAUAUUUUUUUUCAUCAAAUUUACAAAAUACAACCACAUAACCAGUAUCACCACAAUCAAUGAUUUGCGUUGUAAGCCAGUUUGGAGUCAAUGAUCCACAGCCAUUUAUAUUUCAACAGAGGUGGAUUUUGGACAUGAAAAUCCAUGUGCAUCAUUGCAACGAAUAAAUAGUUCCACCCACACUGUUGAGAAACUUCUUUAUCUCAUAUCUUUUCAGGGCAUCUACUCCCCAGUGGCUCACAGCAUCAUGCCUAACUUGUCCAGCCACACAGCAGUAAGCUGUUUCAGUAUGAUUACGGGUGUUUUGUGCUCACACAGGCUUGAGCUGUGAGCAGCUGUGAUCAGAGUGAAUGCUGCAUUCGCUGUCCGCUGUGUGUCCACAGCACAGCUGAGACAGAAGGCAGCGUUCACUUUCAUUACACGCCUCUGCAGCUCCUCAUGUUUUUUAACAACCACACUGAACAUGAUCUGCAGCCAUGAUGCUUCUUUGUAGUCUUUUCCAGCUCCUUUUUCCUGCUCAUAAUCCAGAUUUUAACCUCAGAGCCACAGUUUUACUGCGCUGGUAAAUAUCUUUAAGGUUUUGUUGAUUACUGUCCAACUGUAUUGAGGAAAUAAGUAAACCCUUGCUCUUUAUUUACAAGUCAAAUUAUAUCAGAAGCGUUCUUGCCAAGUUGCUUUACUGGAACACUCACCAGUAUUUUGCAAUGUCAGUUAAAAUUUAUAAGCACUUGGACCUCGUCUUUUGGGCUGACGUUGAAGCUUCUUGUUUUGUGAAGCGGUCUGGCUCAGAGUUUCAGUCGUGUAGUCCGUCUCUGCAGCUUCUCAGCAAGCUCCGGUGGCUGUAGCUGUGGUCCUGUCAGAUAAAAGGGAGGAGGUUCAGUUUGUUAUCAGGAAACAUCCCGCAGUGAAACAGCCGGCUUGUGGGCGCAGCAGCUGUUCAGCCAGCGACUCACUGCUCAGACUAAAAGAUGCAUUUGUUCAUAAACAAUCACACCAAGUACAGUCUGAGAUGUGAGCAUGAGUACAGCUAAAAUAUGAAUACAAUUAUCACGCCUAUUAACUUGAUUAUGAGACACCAGUAUGUGUAAGAUAGUAUGCUGUGUGCUGUGUUAUAUUGGUGACGAGUGUGUAGUUCAUUGUGCCGAGGCGUUUGCUGAACUCUUGCGAAAUACCACAACUAUGAAGAGUUAUUUAAAUGCUUAUUUUUUUAGAUGAAAAUAAACUGAAAAUAAACAACAAUGUUGAUUUUGUGCCGUAACUGCUUUUCAAAUAUACUCAGUGGGCUGUUUUUAUUUAAGGGCAUUUAUGAAGGACAGUGAAUGGGACUCUUCUCCUACAGAGCCAUACUGUUGUAAUCCCUGUUGUCAGAAUGUGGUUUGUCAUUGUCCUGCUGAAAUAUGAAGGUCUUCCCUGAAAAAGUCUUUGUCUGGAUGGCAGCAGAUGUUGCCCCUAAACCUGCAGAUAUUAUUCAGCAUUAAUGGAGCCUUCACAGAUGUGGAAGUUACUCAUUACAUAGACUGUGAUGAUCCCCAUACCAUCAGGGAUGCUGGCUUUGGACUGGGAACUGAUAGCAAGCCAGGUGGUCUCUUUACUCUUUAGAGUCCAUGGUUUCCCAAAAGAAUGUCAAGACAGUGUUUUUUUUUUUUUUCUUGGAGGAUUUUAAGUCCAUGCUGUGAUUUCCGCUACAGAGUCAUUAGUUGGUUUUGGUCCUUGUCCCUUUUGUGCAGUGAUUUCACCAGACUGUCUGAACCCUUUAUCAGGACUUUGUGCUGAAGAUGAUGCAGUACACAAAUAUAAACGCUGCUGUGAAUUGUUGAGCUGUUUAUCAGGCAGUCUCUCACAGAGUGGUAACCCUUUCUCCAUCCUUCAUUCUCAGAGACUCAGCCUCUCUGGAACAGCGUAUUUAUACCUACUAUUGUUAUUGAUGUUAAGUUCUUCUUACUGUUGUGUUGUGUGCUGGUCUGUGUUUAUAAGUUGGCUGUCAGACCUACAAUAGCAGAGUCAUUUCCAAUAUGCCCGUGUCUUACAGCCAUCCCAGCUCAAGGUUACGGCUGUGGAGACGUUUCUUAUCACUGAGGACACUGAACCUGCUCGUCUUCUUCCCCCGUGUGUGUAAUAAUAGAAAGCAGUCAUGCUGUCAGUGCUGUUUGAAACCACACAGUCGACUGAGUGUGUGUCACUCGAUUGCUGCUGUCAAGGAAAAUGAUGUGAUGAUUUAUUCAUCUCCCUGUUUAUUUAUAGCUGAUGGGCUCCCACAACUUUUUACUCCAAGACCAAAAAUGUGUAGAUGGUUCUGUCAGUGAUUUUUGUUUGUUUGUUCUGUUUUGUUUUUUUUUAAUGUUGGGCCUAAAUGCUUUUUUCAAACUGAGUUAUCCACAGAAUUUGGGCCCUUAUUGACUCUGAAAUUAGAUGAAUUAAAAAACAAGAAAUAAUUCAAAUAAGUUCGAGAAUUACCGUCUUUGAAACAUAAAGUGAUCUACAAACCAGCACACACUAGCAAAUGACCCUAACAGAGAUGAUUUGGUUGUAGGGCAUUAACUACAGUACAGCAGCUCCUUUGAGAGAGAUAGGAGAUAAACUGAAACCACCUGCAAACAAGCUGUAGAUGUCUGCUGUAAUCAAACCAUCUUGUGCAAAAAGAAAACAAAACUGCAUGAAGAUAAUCUUGUUGUAUUGUGGAAAAACAAGAGUCCUGAAUGUGUGCAGAUGAAGUGGGGAAGAAAACUGAAGAAUGAAACAGAAGGAUGAGCUGAGAGUAACCCAGAGAGAGGCUCACCCAUCUGCUGCAGAGAGGAAACAGAGGAGGGCCGUAAAGAUUUCUGCAGACCCCCUGCAGCGAGACACCACUAUGGAAAUACUAAUUAUUCUCUGUCUCAUUCACAGUCUCUUUCUGUAAAGAGAACCAUCUUCAGUUUUAGACUGUUUGCAGCUCUUUUCUUAAAGAAACAUGACUUCACCUGUCAGACUUUGGUCUUUAUUUUAUACUGAAGGUUAGUUUAAUCACUCCUGCAGACAAGCAGGCUAUAUAUGGAAGAUUGGAUGCUCACAUACUGAAAUACACUCGAAAGACUCUUGGGUUAUUUCUUCAACCCAAUUCCUGGGUUAUACGUGUUGAGUUAAAUUUCUGGAUUCUUUUUCAGAUCCAUACCCAUUUUUUUGAAUUGGUUAAUAAUUAUGGGUUAUUUUUUUGAGAGUAACCCAACAAUUGGGUCAGAACGUAAGCUACUGCAUCUGUGAGGUCUUUGUCUUCAAUGUUUUAUUGUAAGGCGUUGCGCUAGAGAAAGCAGACUGAAUGGUCGGCUGUUUCGGCUGCUCAAGCGCCAUGGGCUCCUUGUUCCACUCGGGGUUUGUAACCUUUUGCAUUGCGCGUGCUCUGCUGCAUGUCACUGCUUUAGGUGGUGAAAAAGAUUUGAGGUAUUCCCCGACUUUGCUAUUACAUGUACUGGCCAUAAUUUGCAGUGCACAUUACUCUGCUUCAUGUCCGACCUCAAAAAACCAAAAUACCUCCACACCGCCGACGUUUUCAUGCCAGUGUUGUCGACAAUAUCGUCAUCUGUUGAGCCUUUAUCUGCAUUUCUGCUGGGGGUAGCACUCAUUUUCUUUUUGUCUCACCGACAGUGCGGUUGGCUUCACUUGUUAAAGUGCUAUGGUUGCGUGUAGCUGCAGCCAGUUACUAAGCAGUUGUUUGCUACUUGGUUCUAAUUCAGCACAUGAUUGGUUCAGCACGAAGCAGACACAGAGCAACUCCCCUUUUUUUUGGCUAUUCGUAUAGUCUACCAAAACACGGCAGAAUGCCCACUAUCAAAAAGCAUUUUGACCAUGUUUUAUAUUGCUAUUGUAGGAAAUCAAUUUUUGAUAUCAUUAUCGUCUAUCGCCCAGCCCUAAAAGAGUACUAACAAACAUCUCUGAAAUGUGAGGAGAACAAAUUCCUGUAAUUCCCCCUGCUCUCCAGGAAGUACCUCCUUAUACGGUGGUCAUUGGCUUCUCAUUGGUGAGGAUUUGUGCUGGUUAACUAGCUGGAGUGUGCCGUCACUUUAACAUUGGUUGAAAUUUCAGUUGUAGAAAUUCAUGAAUUUCAAUUGUGGAAAUUCAUUUCUACAAUCAAAUCAGAUUUACCUCGAACCUUUCGCGAACAAGACCAGGAGUGUGCAUGUACAAAUUCAACAUUGUCAGAGAUCUGUGUCAAAUCUUGUUUAUCUAAGUGACUUGCAUUUUACAGAAGAGUUUUUGUUGCAUGGAAUUUUGCAAUGUCUCAAAUUAAGACAUCGGUAAGAACUGCUUUACUCUGUUAAUAUGGAUUUAAAAACAACAGACUCUGAUUUUGAAGAUACCAUCAAAUUUUGCUGCUGCAAGCAAAAGCAAUUUACAGAAGUGGCUUUAAAAGCUCUUCUAUUUAAGAUAAGAUACUCCUUUAUUAGUCCCAAAAGGGGGAAUACUUACAAGUCAUUUAAGCCAAAAAAGUAGAAAUAAAGUUUCCUUUUCUGUCAGUGUCCUCUUUUUUUAGGGAAAUGCUAAAGAAGCUUUUCAUCCUGCAGUUUUUGUGCAGUUCGCUCCAAGGACCCACAUGUGACCUGAUCUGCUGGUCUUGAAUAUCACUGCAGGCUGUGAUCAGACUCUGGGGGGGAGGGGGGGGGUCCUUGUAGCGUGUGAGUGUUUCUCUGUGAAAUCACAGUCCGCUGUAGCUGAAAGCACCCUUUUCUUCCUGCAGCAUGCUCUUUAAACACAGUGAAAUACUUUGUUGUAAGAUUUCAUUAAAAGAAUCAUAAGCUGUGUGUUUAUCUGCUGUGUUCAGAGAGGAUCCACAUAUUGACUUUCUGCUGUAACUGAUUCGACACCACUUUCUCCUCGCCUCGUUCAUUUCCUCCCUCCUCUCGUCUGCAGUUAGCCACAGCUGACUAAGCCUGUCUCUGCAGUGCUCUACCUGUGUGUGUGUGUGUGUGUGUGUGUGUGUGUGUGUAUUUAUGUGUGUGUGUACAUGUGUGUGUGAAGGAGGUCAUCAUCAGUGUGCAUGUAUCAGCGGCACACAUGGUGUCUCUGUGUUGGAUAAAUAAUCAGCCUCUCAUUGGAUAUGCCGUCCUGUUCUGUAUUAAGAGCUGCAGUCUCCUUGGUCAGCGCCGCUCAGUCUCUUACAGAAACACACACACACACACACACACACAUAUUCCCUCUAUCAUACACACAUACACUCAAAUAGAAACACACUGCACUCAUGCACAAAUGAACCACUUCCUCUCCCGUGCUCAAAGAGGAAACUUCAUUCAUGUCAGAAACAGAAACACACUCUCACUUCCUGAGUAUCACCGUUAACACCAGACUGAUAUCCAGCUGUAAUUGGUCUUUUAUGAAAGGUUUCAUGCAGAUACGUCGUCCAGCUGAGAAAUGACAGGAUUUCCCCGAGUGCAGCUCUGAAACAGCAGUCUGGCAGUCAUUAUUUAAAUUUGAUAGAAUUUUUCUUUGAUGUGAGUUCCUUUUGAAAGUGUAGACAUGCUUAUAUAGUGUUUUUAGACAUCUGUAAGCUCCCUGGAUAGAGAUUUCAGCAGACACUUAACAAGAAGAGUUUAAAUGUUUCCAUUUUUAACAUCCAGUAAAGUUCUUAAACAUACUAAUCAAUUGUCUGGAAAAAUUUGGGGUGCCCCAGAGGUCAAGCCUUGGGCCACCUCUUUUUCUAUUUUUCACAUGGAAUGCUCAUCAAACAUGUAUUUGGAACAUCCCACAGGUGAGCAGGCUAAUUGGGAACAGGUGGGUGCCACGAUUGAGUAUAAAAGCAGCUUCCCCAAAAAUUCUCAGCCAUUCACAAGGAAGGAUGGGACGAGGUUCACCACUUUGUGAACAACUGCGUGAGCAAAUAGUCCCACAGUUUAAGAACAACGUUUCUAAAAGUACAAUUGCAAGAAAUUUAGGGAUUUCAACAUCUACGGUCCAUAAUAUCAUCAAAAGGUUCAGAGAAUCUGGUGAAAUCACUGCACAUAAGCGGCACGGCCGGAAACCAACACUGAAUGCUUGUGACCUUCGGUCCCUCAGGCGGCACUGUAUCAAAAACUGACAUCAAUAUGUAAAGGAUAUCACCACAUGGGCUCAGGAACACUUCAGAAAACCACUGUCAGUAAAUACAGUUUGUUGCUACAUCUGUCAGUUCAAGUUAAAACUCUACUAUGCAAAGCAAAAGCCAUUUAUCAACAACAUCCAGAAACACCGCCGGCUUCUCUGGGCCCCAGCUCAUCUAAGAUGGACUGAUGCAAAGUGGAAAGUGUUCUGUGGUCUGACGAGUCCACAUUUUAAAUUGUUUUUGGAAAAAGUGGACGCCAUGUCCUCCGGGCCAAAGAGGAAAAGAACCAUCCAGACUGUUAUCGACACAAAGUUCAAAAACCAGCAUCUGUGAUGGUAUGGGGGUGCAUUAGUGCCCAAGGCAUGGGUAACUUACACAUCUGUGAAGGCAACAUUAAUGCUGAAAGGUACAUACAGGUUUCGGAGUAACAUAUGCAGCCAUCCAAGCAACGUCUUUUUCAUGGACGCCCCUGCUUAUUUCAGCAAGACAAUGCCAAGUCACAUUCUGCACGUGUUACAACAGCAUGGCUUCACAGUAAAAGAGUGCGGGUACUCGACUGGCCUGCCUGCAGUCCAGACCUGUCUCCCACUGAAAAUGUGUGGCACAUUAUGAAGCGUAAAAUACAACAACGGAGACCCCGGACUGUUGAACAACUGAAGCUGUAUAUCAAGCAAGAAUGGGAAAGAAUUCCACCUUCAAAGUUUCAACAAUUAUUCUCCUCAGUUCCCAAACAUUUAUUGAGUGUUGUUAAAAGGAAAGAUGAUGUAACACAGUGGUAAACAUGCCCCUGUCCCAACUACUAUGGCACAUGUUGCAGCCAUGAAAUUCUGAGUUUAUUAUUAUUUGCAAAAAAAAUAUAUAUAUAUACAUAUAUAUGGGUUUGAACAUUAAAUAUCUUGUCUUUGUAGUAUAUUCAAUUGAAUAUAGGUUGAAAAGGAUUUGCAAAUCAUUGUAUUCUGUUUUUAUUUACAUUUAUCACAAUUUCCCAACUUCAAUGGAAUUGGGUUUUGUACAUUUCAACAGGAAUGCUUGUGUGGGACUGAAUACAAAAACUACAGAGUGUAGCCAUUUGAGGUUGUUAGUGAGGCUGAUUAUUGCCAUCAGGUGAAAAAGAAGGAAACUAACCAGUUAAGAUAAAUUAGAUUAGUGGGUUAAGUUAUGGGGAAAAAAACAGUCCACUGUAUGGUUGCAUGAUUUGUGGUUUUGGCCCCAGCUGGUUGCAUCAGAGCGGCUCAGGUGUUGCAGAAGAAGCAUGAAUGAAUAAAUGCAUCUGUAUGAACAUGAAGCUGCUGCAGAACAGAGCUCAGAUUAAAAAAACUGAGGUUUCUGUCGACCUCUGAAGCUCAGCAGUCAAACCAAAGCUGCUGGAACCACAGCGCUGCAACAUGACUGAGAAAGAGAGCUAAUAUGAGUAAUAACAUGACGUCUCCGCUCUGUGGAGGGGCGCCUGAGUCCUAUGUGUGUGUGUGUUAUUGUGAAUGUGUGUUUGCAGCUGGUUAGUAGCCAGAGUCCCCUGUCAUCGCAGAGAUAAAGCAGACAGCUGACACAGUCCUGGGCUCCUCUUUAUCUGCGUGUUGUUACAGCUUAACUCGACCAACCAGCAGUGAGAGGAGGGGAGAUAAGGUGAAACGCCCGUCAUCAUCAUCCUGCUUCCCUGAGGCUGAGACUCACACAGAAACGUGUGGCCUGAGGAAAGCCUGGCAGACACGCUGUGCUGCUGACAACUCAACACAUUCACUACUUUUCAGGUUUCAAUUCCCGUUUUGUUGUGUUGAUCAUUCCUGUCAGACAAAUUAAGACAUUCCCACUGCAUAGACAGCUGUUCUUAGAGUGACGUGAAAUGGGUUAGGUUAGGUGAUUCUCUGGUCACAAACUCUGAUCCAGUAAUCCUGUGACUAUCAGGGAUUCCCCCUCAUAGAAAAUCAUGGAGGCAGCCACUUCUGUCAAAUUUUGCACCAUCAGUUACCUUUCCUCAAAGUCUGACAGAUGUUUUCAGGAAAAAAAAAACAAAACAAAACACUGUUUUCCAAAGACUGCACCUGGUGGAUUUGUCGUUUGUAAGUGCAGUUACAGCACUAACGUGGUGAGUGAGCAGCAGGAAAGUGUCUGCCAAAACUGACAAAGAGGAAGUGAAAAGAAACCUCCAGAUAGGACUGUUUUUACUGCGAAAUUUGUCCAAAUGGUUGUUGAGCUGUUUUAUAGUCUUUCUUCUUUCUACUGUUAUCUGUCUUAUUUAAUCUGUAUCACCCCACAGGAAUUAUCGUAGACUCUCAAGGUCUGACAUUUAAGAUAUUAUUAUAGGCCAUAAAUACUCUACCCUCUUAGCUGAAAGCGAGAUUGUGGUGGAUCUUAAGAUGUACCCUGUGAGAAAAGUCGUUUUAUUUGAAGUGUGUGAUCCCAAAAGUUGAAAUGACCCACUGGACACCAGCAGUCUGCUCUAUUUUGUCUGAUUUGUCUAAUGGUCUCCAUUAUAAGCACAAAUACAUUCAUUCAACUGUUUUUAUUGGCUGAUCUCAACACUAAACAAACACUAAGUCAGUUGGUAACACAGAACGGCCAAAGAGAAACGUUUGACUUUCCCUGGAUUGAUUUCUGGUUUUAAAUCUUGGGGAAAUGGCUCUGAGGCUGAGCCAUAAUUGAUUCAAACUGCAGAUUAAAGAGAGAGAGAGUGAAGAUUAAAAGGACUUGAGAAGGAGAGAGAGAAUUUAGAUUGUGGCUUUUGAAUUUGACUGAAUGUUCCUCUAAAAUCCCCUUCAGUGGGUAGUCCUGGAGUCUAACCAUGAAUCUGUAUUCUUGAACUGGUCCAGAGUCUGCUGGUCUGCUCCCAUGGAGCUCCCACAGUUCCCACUUGGUCCUCUCUGUUUAUUUUCCGUUUCUCAUACUCAGCCAAUGCCUCGCUAAACUGCAGUGCUGCUGAAUCAAUAGCGCAGUGAGAGCCAGGCUACACCCACAGGCUCCAGUGAAGCAUACACUUCACAGACGUCUUAAAAAUCAGCCUGUAAUGUGUUUCAGUCAGCAGACAAAGCCGCGGCAGGCGUGGGAAUGAUGUAUUUUUCAUCACUCGGGGAUUGUGCUCCAAAUCUUCCUCUCUCUUUGCCUCUCCGGCUGCUCUGAUCUCUCCUUGCUGCCUAUCUGAGAGGUAUCUGUAGCUCUCGUCCUCAACCACCAAAGAGUUUUUUCAUUCACUCAGUCGCCUCGGCUGUCCUCGCUGCGCGCACGUCUGCCCUUGAUAAGAUUAAUUAAGCGUUCAGUACAAAGAUUGUCAGAGUUUCAAGGUAGUUGGACCGCCGCAAGCCGGCUGUAGGUCACCUGCACGCCAGAUGCAGCUCAAUGGAGCCUGUGGGAGCCAUUCUCACUGCGGGCCUUCUUGUCCUGAUACCAGCCACUGCCCUGGCAAAGCCCCGAGCUGCUGUUAAUCAAAGAGUGGGUUUCAUCUGGGACCACGGGGGGAAGUGGCAGAAUCCCCCGACCCCGCCCCUUCAGCCUCCACACAGUAAAUCUCUGCUUAAUUGUCUCUUUGCAUGCCUCAGUUGGUUUUCCAGCUGAUGUGGCUGUUGAAUUCUUAAUGUGCCCUUUUGUGGUCCGCUUUCAACAGCUAUCACCUUCAAGCCUCAAAUCUUAAUGGGGGGUGUCUUCACUUUUAUUUUCACGGCUGUUCAGCAGGGAAGACGCUGUUUUAAGGCUGAGCUAAUGAAUCAGUGUAAAUCAUCCCAGGAUGGAUCCUCUCUGAGUCCCUGCUGCACUGAGAGGAAAUCUAACCCCUCUCCCUGCAUGGCUGAGGGGAGUUAGCACCUGCUGAGGCGGGGGGGGCUCAUGUGUGAGUAAACAGUAAAACCCUGGCACCGGGACAGAGGGUUUUAAUGCAGAGCAGAACGACGGUGAGGUCUCAUUACAAUUUUGGCAGGAGGUGAUGCAUGGACAGGCGGGCCGAGCCCCCAGCCUCAGUAGCCACACAUGCAGAGCUGCCUGCGCAAGCUCCGGUUUCAUUCAGGUGAUGAUUCCCCAGAAGCAGGAACCCUGGGGAGGGAAAGAGAGACAGGACACCUAGGUCUUGUGUCCAAGACACUUAAACUGUGUUUCCACAAAGAGAACUUUCCACAGGACCACAACCCUUGGAGGAAUCGACUUAGUUUCCACCAAAGGGGUCUAAAUUUAGUUCCAUGGACAAUAACCCUCAAAAAGAUCCCUGCUAGGGUUUGCCAAAGGAAAAAUCCACAUGCAGUGUUGAAGAAUUUCUGAUUGGUCACUGAUCUCAUGCACAAAGCUACUGAAGACUACUCCAAAUGUUGACUCUGCCUUUUUCAAGAGGUGUUUGAGUUUAGUUAACUUCACUAUUUAAUGCUGUUGAAAUAUUUUUGCUGUUGUCAAAGGAUUUUCUUUUUCACCAAAAAUCAUGUAUGCCUCCUUGCACUAUGGUAGCACUUUCUCUGGGUGUUAUUUCCUGUUUUAAAAGUGCCAAACAUGAGUGUUGCAGGGCUUGACACUUAUAUGUGCUCCUUGUGAAAAAAGUAAGGAGCACACAAAGAAAUUAAGGGGCACAAUGAAAAUGAUCAAAUAAUGUUUAUCUUAUUGGUCGGCAUAAGUACUAUUGUUUGAAAUCGAUUUUAGGUCAAUUGGUCAUGUGUAAUGGAAGCUAUUGAAGGAAAACGGCCUUUUUUGAGAACAUCAACAGGUAAUUUAUUGAUGGUCCCUUAUUCAACACGAUGUUGACAGCAAGGAUGUCAAGUAGAUUUAACCGUGCUGCUGUUCCCGGUUAUGUGAGUGAGAAGACACCGGUAGAUCCGCAGUGAAUGCCCAACCCAAAACUAACUUCACCGCAGUAUUUACAUGAAAAGAAUUUGUUGCGCACAUGUACCCCUAAGUACAUUUUACAUCUGCACACAUCUGUUUUUAGUCGCAAAUGCGAGUGAAAUGGUUGCACCAUCGAGCCCUGUGUUGACAUAAAAUGACAACCUAUUACUAAAUAAAAACAGUGUAUUAAAAGAAACAGCCCAAAAAGACUGUUUGUUUGUUUUCUGCUCCUUGAAAAGACGAAUGUGUUCGGGACAGAGAGCGAGAUGAGGGGAUGAUGAAGGACGGAGUGAAUUAUAGAUAGAGUGAAUGUUUCUGGCUGUGAGUGAUUGCAGUCUAUGGAGCCCAUCUCAAUAGAGGAGUGACGUAAAAUCAAUGAGCAGAGUGCAGCCUAAUCGAUGUUGCCAUGAUGACUGUGUGGAGGGCACUGAGCGUUUGUUUUAUUUGGUUAGCCUGCGAGGUCACCCUGUGUUUCCUCUGAUACAGCCUCUCUCCUCAUUAUAGGCUCUGUGCUCUUUGUUUAUUAUUCUAAUGUAAUAGUACUGCUUCUGCUCUGUUAGCGCACUCAGAGUGAUCAACACGUCUCUCUCUCUCUGGCAGGUUUUCCUUCCUCAUUUCAUUUUGUCUCUGCAGAGAAAGUCUCAUUUCUAAGGGAGCGCUCUGCAUAUGUUAUUCAGAGAAAAGCUAACGAGACGUUCACUCACUGCAGCGAGCUGAGUCGGCAGGUCUCUGUGACCUUGGUGUGAGUGAGUGUGUGUGUUGGUGUGUGUGUGUAUGUGCCUCUGGAGGAGCUUGUGAUAGCAGAGCCGAGUCUUGCAGAGAGGCCAGAGGAAGAGUCUGAUAUAUUAUUGAAAGGUUAUUGGACUUAGUCCCCAGACUUGGUCUUGUAUAGAUAAUAAUAGCUACACUUUCCUUAGAGUGGUGCUUACAGGAGAUGGGAGGAGGUACAUUACACUUGGAGCAGAGUGAUUCAUAAAAUCAGAGACCGGAUGAAGCUGGAGCAGAGGUUGACACAUGGAGUUGGAGUACUUUUAAAAGUCUCUUAGGUCACUUUGACUCAUAGUUUGAUAGUUUUUAACUCUUGGACUUUUUUCUGAAAACCUCUUCAAACCUUCUCAGGUUUAAUUUCCACACUCAGUGUUCAGAUUACACAUCCAAACACCGUCAGAGCUGUACUCUGGAUCUUAAAGAGGACUCUUUCUGCUCAUUUUCAGCUCUAUACUUUUAUUCCAGGAUCUGACUAAAGUAGCUGUGCAUGAUUCACAGUUCACUAAAGUCUGCUGGAAACAGUUUUAAGCAUCUUACAUACAAGCACUUUCUGCAGCCCCUCAGUCUGGCUCUGCUCUGAAACAUGCCUUUUCAUCUCACACUUGCAACCUCUGUGAGCUCUGCAUAUAACUUCAAGAGCAUUAUUGAGCGGAGCGGUUUGAAAACUGCAGUCACACUAACAGAGCGACCACGAUCCAGAACAGUGGAGAUUUUCGCAGUACACCAAUCCUACCGGAUCCGUUUGUGAGGUGAAUUACAGACAGCAGGAAUCGCAAGAACUCACAAGUACCCGCGGAUUCCCGUGCAAUCGUGCGAUAUGUUUGUCUCUAUAAAGACAGCCACAUAACCAUAUUAGCAGAAGAUUGUUCCACUUUUAAACUUUUAGAAUCAGUAUCUCCUUAUCCAUGGUGUCAUCGGGGUGAAAUGCCAUCUAAAAACAUUUCACUUGUUUGUCCCUGCCUGUUUGCAUGGUGUGAAAUACGAUCCACCUGAAACACAGAUUUGACUUUGCCCAACUUCCUUUCCAGCACGGGUUAAUCUGUGCUGAAUUUAUCCAGCAUUCUCCAGUGUCAAGAAAAAAUAGAACUCUUGCGAUCAGCUGCGGAGUCUGGAACGGAACGGAAAGAAGCCGGUAGAAAUUGACACAUGAACUUUAAUGGUUAUGAUCAGCUGCGAUCAGCGGAUACAGUUUUUUUGUAGCUUCAAACAAGCCAUCGAAAUGGGAAAUAACUAUAGUUUAAACAGAAUGCUUGGUUUGUUGUGUCGCUUAUUUCACCUCUUUUUAGUCGUCUGUUGCUACCUCAUUCUGGUCUGGAGCUGAUUUUAUCGCGUGAAGUGCAAAUUGAUCUUCUAAUGAAUAAGCAGUUUCCACAAUCGGGAAAGCAGUUUGCACACAGAUCCUUCUUUUUUGCAUGAACAGAUGCUCAAUUUUCAUGGGUUGAAGUCCUCUCACAUCAUGUGGUGAGUUCAAAGACCUGCAAAAACAACUGAAAAACGACUGUGCAUGAAAUGGUGUGUUGCAGUGCUGAUUCUCUACACUCAUGGAGCAUUACUGACGGGGAAUUCAAGGGGGAAACUCCAGGGUCAAAGGUUAAUGUGGCCUCACACUGAGUCUGACAUAAUGAGGUCAGAGCUGAACAGAGCCAAAGUGUGUUCGUGGUUUUAAUGGUCCACACUCUUUGUGUGAAACAUACAGAUAACUUGAAGAAGUCCUACGCCUCCCUUUUCUUCACCUGUGGCCACUUGGUGGUCUGUACCGCUGAGGCACAACAAGCAUAAGACAUCUACAACUUCUUCACACCCACACUAUUCUGUGCAUCAAUCAGAGCUCCUGAUGAAGUGUUACAGCCCACGCGCGGCAGGUCCAGCCCUUGCAUUGGCUCUCUCUCUCCUCAAUAGUUGAAGCAAAAGCUGACUAAGCCAGGAGGACACAUUCUUAAAGUGAAAUCACAUCAGGGAAGUUUUCACUGAAGAGUCUUCUUUAGCUUUUUGCAAGUGUAAGGUAAAUUCACAGAACUACACUUCUGACAACUGACACAGCAGAGGAGGUUGAACUUAAUGAAGCUAAAAUAUGCUUGGUGGCUAGACAUUACACAGAACAUUUUGUUUUAUAUUAAUGUGGGGAGUAGGGCUGGGCAAUCAAAUAAUAAUGAUGUAUAUCGAAAAUUGAUUUCCCUCAAUAUCAGUAUGAAACAUGGUCAAUAUGCUUUUCGAUAGCUGGCAUUCUGCCAUGUUUUGGUGGACUAUACGAAUAGCCACCAUAGCCUAUACUCAAAGUGGAGUUGCUCCAGGUCAGCUUCACACUGAACCAAUCGUGCUGGAUUAGAACCAAGUAGCAAACAACUGCGUAGUAGCAGGCUGCAGCUACACGCAACUAUAGCACUUUAACACGUGAAGCCGACAGCACUGUUGGUGAGAAAAAAAAGAAAAUAAGUGCCACCCCCAGCAGAAAUGCAGAUGAAGGCUCAACAGAUGAUGACAUCGUCAACAACAUUGGCAUGAAAACGUUGGUGGUGUGGAGGUAUUUUGUUUUUUUGAGGUCGGACAUGAAGCAGAGUAAUGUGUGCUGCAAAUUAAGUUGAGUACAUGUUCCGGCAAAGUCAGAUAUACCUCAAAUCUUUUUCACCACCUGAAGCAGCACCACAUGGCAGAGCCACGCAAUGCAAAAUGUUACAAACCCUGAGUGGAGCAAGGAGACCAUGGUGCCUUUGUAGGUGAAACAGCCGACCAUUCAGUCCGCUUUCUGUAGCGCAAAGCCUUACGACAAAACGUCUAAGAGACACAAAGACCUCACAGAUGCAGUCGCUUAUUGUAUUAAAAAGACAUGCUACAAAUAAGCACUGUUAAAUUUCAUUUUUUAUACCGAGAUUAAUAUCUAUAUUGGCUGAUAUGAAAAAAAAUAUUGUGAUCAACUUUUUCCCAUAUUGCCUAGUCCUAGUAGUGAGACAGGGUUUGUUUCAUUGGCCCCAUCUUGAUGAUCAGACUCACAGUCUUGGCUUGGAUCAGGUCUUUUACACCAGAGAGACUCUGCUGCCGAGACUUGAUGCAUCAGCGUGAAACAGUACUUUAAUGUCAGAGAUUGUUUUGUCUGAAGAUGAAGACCCGGCUGUGUUUGCGUUCACUCGGUUUCCUGUCACUCCCAGAGUUGUGCAGAAUUUUUCAAAGUGUAAGAGUAAGCUCUCACCUCGAGCGGCGUCUCAACACUUUCACUCAAAGCCUUUAUUGCUUGUAGCACCAAGCCUGAAAGGUGGGAGCGGUGCUGAAUUAAUUCUAAACACACGCUUCACCUCUGCACAGAGCUCGCUGAUGUGAUGCAGGAUUUAGUCCCCUGUCAACAACACACUGCCGAGUGCACACACAAAACCAGCAGCUAAUCUCCAUCCUCUGCGCCGUGUGAAACUUUAUGCCCUGGUUUAAAGAGGCAGAUCAAAAGAAGUUUAACUAAAGACAUUCAGCUAAAGAUGAAAGAAGCUUUUUAGAUAGACAGAGCAGAGGAACAGGUCUGAUUUUAGAUGGACUACAACUGAGACCAUGAGGAAACACCGGAUAUCCUCAGACCUUCAGAACUUGUUACUUUUGAAGAUUUCAUUAAAACCAGAUUCACUCGCAGUUUCUACAAGGUAAAAUGAGAUACCAUCAGAAUUCAUGAGUGUGUUUUACACACCAAAGCAGAGCUGCCCUUGAAUAAAAAAAAAAAAAAGGUUUCAGAUCCUCCAAAGUUCAUGUACUGGGGCUGAAUCAAAGUGCAGUUCGAUCAGAGUACAGGACCUGCUAGUUAUUGAUGUACAUUAUACAUUAGCCGGUGGAAUCUGCAGUGUAGAGCUAUGAAGCAGAUGAAAUGCUGAGCUGAAACAGGCCUUUUUAACACCUUCAAUGCACUACAUAUUUUCAGCAGAGUAUCAAGAUUUCUUGUGUUCAGUCUGAAGGAUUUCAUUUUCUUGUUACACAUGUUUUGCAAACUUGAGGUGUUGUUUUCCACAAUCACAAAGAAAAAACAUCCACAUCUGAGGCUGGAUUUUUAAUUACCCUCUCAUCAGCUUGUUGCAGCUAAACUUGUUGCUCUUCCUUUCUGCAUGAACCGGUGGAUCACAAACUGCUGCUAUUGUGUGAUUUAUAGUUUUGCUGAUAAGUGAAUAAAAACAACUUUUAUCGGUUAUUCUAACCAGAUGAUUGUUGUUGUAAAAUUGAAAUAUUCCCUUUAUCAGCUGAUUAUUGAUUGAUCUAUUACAAGUGCAUCCCUCAUUUUAAUGCCUUAUUGGCUGGAAGAGGAUCAAUAAGCGUAAAUAAGGAGAUGAAAAGAAACGAGGAAGGACAUGCACCUCAUAGAGAGAGAGAGCAAGAUUAAUCUUGAUAUCACUGACUUUUCGUUUGCCCUUGCACCAUCUCAGUGCAGCUGAGCCGAAUCGAAGAGAAUUGAUGAGGGUCAAUAUUUGCUUCUUAUUUUUGUGUUUGCAUUUCAAAUCGUGUUUGCAAAAAUAAUGUAAUUAAGGCUGGGUGAUAUGGCCUCAAAUCAAUAUCAGGAUAUAUUGAGCAGUUCACCUCAAUAACGAUAAAUGGACUGCUCCACAAGCUGAUCACCCCCUCCCACAUUAACUUCGUCUACUUCAGCCACCGCUACAACUUUUGAACCAUCCUCCAUCUCCUCACCUGUCUUUCCCUCUUUGUUAAGGACUGGAUGGGGUGGAGUCACGUCUCUGAUGUAGGACAGCUUCUUAAAGGGACAUGAGACCAUAGCCUACCUACACACAUCCAAAACCAACUUUUAUUUAUUUAUUUUUUGACACCGAAUAUACCAAUAAGGGCAAAAUGACGACAGUUAUUGUCGUAAAUUUUGUUACCGGUAAACUUUCUGUUUAUUGCUUAACCCUAAAUGUAAUCACUCUUUGCAUAUUUACUUCAGAUCCUGCAGGUUUAAACAACAUGCACAAUCUUUUUUGUUGCACAUGACAUGAAUGGCUCCUCGUGCAAACAUGAGGAAAAUGAGGAGAAACCUGCCUCACAGUGAAAACCCAAAAGGGGUCACCACAGAUGAACCACCAUGAAGUGACACUAAGACUACUUCUUUAGAUGUAACCCUUUUUUUUAGCUUCUUCACUUUCAUGUCUUAGGCCUCAGAUGCUAAUGAAAACCCUUAUGAGAACUAUUUACAGUUCUAUCCUCUUCACAUCCAUCAGCAUGGCUCAAUAAGUUUGGUUUUAUGCUUUCACAGACAUGAUUAGCUGCUCAGAGAAAAUGAUUCAUCUCUAUGUAUUGAUCUGUUGCAGCACAGGGGGAGCCAGCUGACGGACAGCUGGCCUAUCAAUAUGCUCUGAAUCAAGAGUUAUUAGGCAGGAUGAAAAUAUAUCUAAUCCAGUAAUAUACUCACAUUUUCACUGGUAGUUAAGGAUGACAGGGUUGAGGUUUUUGUGGAUGGAAUUAUGAGGAUGUGAUUUAACGCUUUAUUGAUUAUUGGUGCAUGAUUGUGCUGAUAGUCCAUAAAGUAGCACAGAGGUUAAUCCAUUCACUGUCUUGUUUUCUUUUUUCUCUCUGUUCUCUCAUUCCUCUCUUUCUGUUUUUUCGUCCCUCUCUGCUGGUGGAGGUGGAGAAGGGUUAAUGAAUUACCAUCUCUGGACUGUAAUGGGAGCCAUUAAUGGCUACAGCAGCCGUAAAGGUUAUCAUAAACACAUUUGCCUCCCUUUAGUGUCUGUAUGUGUGAGAAGACGAGGGAGAAAUGACUCACUUCCAACCUUAUCAUUUGCUUAAAUUAUCUCUGUGGAUGCAACAUUACAGGCUGCAUGGGAGAGAUGCACCAGGUAGUUAUUGAAAAACAUAAGGAAGUCAUUAUGGAGACGCCAGAGUAAUUCAGGUUUUUUGUAAGUAAAAUGCACUGAGAUGGAAAGGUUUCCUGUGGUUUUUACUCCGCUCACAAUCAUCUCUUUUUAUUCCAACGUAACUAUUUCCUUUGGCAGUGAGUACAAAAGUUUACCUUUGGAAUCAAUCUCUGGCAGGGUUAUUAGAAAGAUGUGUACACUUCUGUCAAUAACCAUGAGAAAAGGCUCUAUCAUGGAGUUGAUCACAUUCUCGAUGCUAUCUUCUGAUUAGAUGCAGAUAUCAUGUUGGACUGGAUGAUGAACUCAUUAGAAUUCAGUGGUCAAAUUGUUUAGGCCGGUGUGAUCUUUUAAACUAAUGACUUGAUCCUGAUUUAUUGCCCUUGCAAACAGAGUUAAAGGAAUAUUCUGAUAAAAUAAUGCUGUGAUGAGGACGCUGUUGAAGAAAACUCUUGAAAAGACAUCUUUUUUGUGUGUGUUCGCCAUUUAUUUAGAUAGGAAGGGAUAAGACAAGAGAUGUGGGAAAGGGGCUGUAGAAAUAUCUGAAUCCAAGGCUGUCUCUGGAUAUUGGGUGUGCUGAAACACACACACACACACACACACAACAAAGACAACUGAACUUUAUCUGAAGAGUUUUCCAAAGAUGAGCUGAUAUUAGCUUACAGCAGAAAUCCUCCUCGAAAAGUCCUGGCAAGAAGGUCAAUGGGGUCCACAUAGAUCCACGUAGAUCCAUAAUAAUCCUAGAAAAGGGGCACAUUACUGGACGAAUAAAGCUAUUUUAAAGACAAGAACAGAGAAGAUGUGUGCACCUCUGUCCAUUUGCUAAAAAAAUAUAUGAUAAUGUAAAAACCGAGGUCAAGGGUGUCAUUCAGUGAUCGGGUGACGGUGAGAGCACCCUCUGCUGGAUCAAACAGCAAGCUUCCUCAGAUAACCUGAUGAGCUAAAAAACUGUAUAUGUUUAACAUCUUAUAAUUAAAGUUUGAAUAUAAAAAUGUUUGCAAAGUAAUAAGCUGAUGAAACUCUCCUUUCUUUUUUCACUGUGUCUGUGUGUAAACCUCCAAAAUGAAGACAGAGUCCAUCCUACUUCUCUGUUAAAGAUCCAUCAGGCUGUUUCUUAACCAGGAGACCUGAGGCAGCUGAGUCGGAGAUGAUUAGUUUCUCCCAUGACUGCACUGUCAGUGUUCACUAUCACAGCCCAGAAUCCUGCACAGGCUCUUGAGUGGUCUGAAUCAUUUCCAACUGCUUUAUAUUGAUGAAAAUUUCACUUCUGAUUUGAGGCUUCAUCAGAUCAAGCAUGCAGAGAGUGUACUAGAUUGGAUGCCAGCGUAUGAGCUGUCACUUACAUUCAGGAGGUAAUCUGCGUCUUGAUUCCUUUCAUAUGAUCUUGUUUGCUCAUUUAAUAGCUUAAUGUUUGUUGAUUUGUCCCUGAAGGACCUUUAUGGAGAUUAUGAGCCAUAACCGGAGAUGAAUUUCUUCUUUUAUUGGCUUUUAUGUUUCAUCCAUUAGCCAAACAGUUGUCAGGUGAGUGGAGCUGAGCGCUGUUGUGUCUGCCUGUUGUUGUUUCCAUGGAAAUUUCUCUUGCGGCACAAAAUGCACACACACAUGCACAGAAUCACUGCAGGGAUGUGAUGUUGCUAGGCAACAUGUUGAAGACAAUAGAGGAGGGUAAUUGGUUUAGUGCUGAUUCAAAGGGUUAGAGGGUGUUGGAGUCACACCGGGGUCGACCUCCCUCCUGUCGCCUCCUCUUGUCACCUUUGCUCCUGAUGAACUUGAGCUUUGUGAAAGUGAAGCUCAGCCCAGUGAAGUGGGACAAAGGCCUGCACAAGCCAACACUUAGCCCAUUUAGCAGCAGGAACAAAGGAAUAAAGGAGCAUUUAUCUCAAGGGGAUUUAAGCCCUUCACCUCUGUCUGCAGCCUUUCACUGCAGCUCAUUUCCAGCGACCUUGAGUGUAGCCUUCAUUCAAAACAAAAAAAAAAGAAACGAUGUGUUGAUGGCGGUUAGUGUUUGCUAAUUAGGCUCUAUCGUCCCGCUAACUGGCAGCGAACAGCCUCCAGAGAUUUAUAGUUUGAUAAAACUCAGUCGCUGCUGGUUGUCCAUCAGUCGGAGCAUCCCGCUGAGUUUCUGUGUGAGAUUUGGCAGAAUUUCCAAAGUCUUGAAAGCCGAAUGAGUGCUUUGUAGUUUCAGUGUGUCUGUAAGGUUAUAUUAGACUCUCUCUUCAAAUAAAUUCUCAAUGUAGGUUGUGGUGCGAUAAUGAAACUGUGGAUUAAAUCCAUCAGCAUCGUUGUCAUGAACUUAAUGUCUUGAAAGCACAUCUAAGGGGGCUGACAAGGCCAGACAAACAGUUUGGGAUUGGCAUGUGUCAAGAUGCCACAUGUUUCUGGAGUCCUGUCGUUUGUCCUUGUAAAGACGGCUCCUUUUGAACUGAAAAUCUUUCGAAAAAGAGUCUUUUUUUACCAAACCUGACCUUCACUAAGAUGCAUAACUACAUCCAAACAAACCGCACCACUUGGUUGUCACGGCAUAAAACCAUAUUGUUAUACUAUCUAUCUAUCUAUCUAUCUAUCUAUCUAUCUAUCUAUCUAUCUAUCUAUCUAUCUAUCUAUCUAUCUAUCUAUCUAUCUAUCCAUCCAUCCAUCCAUCCAUCCAUCCAUCCAUCCAUCCAUCCAUCCAUCCAUCCAUCCAUCCAUCCAUCCAUCCAUCCAUCCAUCUGUUACAGGAAUAUCUGGAGGACUUGUUGCACCAACAACUUCCACCCUAUUGGUCGAUCUUUGAGAGAAAUGAAGGGCAAGAGGUCUGGUGCUGACUUUUCAGCUGAAAGGCUGCAUGUGAAGUCGAUUGUACUCCAGAUUCCCUCACCCUGAUUUCAGUUUUGACCUUUACAAUGACUCAGAAAUUCUCAGCAGAGACUCUAAAAGUAGCUGUUAGCUCCCCUUUCUUUCAGAUAACUGAAGAGGGAAAGCAUCUGAAGUCAUGAGCAGGUUUUUAUUUGAGAUCUAACAAAAUGUAGGUGAUGAAUUCAUGUAACCCCCCCCCCCCCCCCCACAUAAAUAAUGUGAAAUGUGCAUGUCCCAUUCUUUUUUUGUUCCUCUUUUUUUGUGUAACAUUUUUCGUAUAGGACUAAAUGAUCUUUUUUUUAUACUUAUCUGUGCACUGUGUGCAUGAUGAGUGUACUUAUUCUUCUACGUUUGCUGUGCUGAUCACUCUUUGCUGCUGUAACACUGCCAAUUUCCCUGCCAUGCGAUGAAUAAAGAUUUAUUUUAUAAAUCCAAAACCUAAGAAAGCAGAACAAACAGCUCUAAUACGAUUGAAAGCCUGAGACCUUAGGGAGCGACGUUUUUGGAUCAGAUGUUCUUCUUUAAUGACACUGAAGGCUCCUGAAGAGUGCUUUGGGACUAUAGUGCUGUAUCAUCUGUCAUCUGCUCUUAAUCUUGUUAGUUUGUAAUCUGGAAUAGGCGAGGGAUUAGCCAUUCAGGCUGGAAUGUAAGUAGAUGGAAAUGCUGCCGAUCGUGUUUCAUCCUCCGCUGUCCACUCCUCUUUGGUUCUGCAGUAGAAGGAGCUGAGACUGAUGACUUCCUGCUGGCCUGUCUGCUUGAAUCUUUUCCUACAGGAGUGCUGCGUGGUCCUGAUCGUAUCCGAACAAUCUCACUCUGUGAAAAUGAUGGAUUCUGGGAAAAGGGCUCAAGGAUUUGAAAUUUUUUUCUUUGUGUUUUUGAAGUUGUUCUUGUAUUGGUGGGUUUGACUCGACACAUCUAAAAUAAAGGAAAUCAUUUUUUUACUUUGACGGGAUUGAAAGCUCUGUUGUCGGUAGACUUUGGGGUUUUAUUGGAUUGUUCCCACAUGGUCAAACAUGCCCUCUAAAGAAACAUUUGGCCUCAACAAAGAUUUGGCUGUUCAAGUCAAACACUGAGUUACUUUAGUGCCAGCAGACCUCUUUUUUCAGCCCACUUUUUUCUUAUUCUGAAAAUUAUAAAAAUUUAGUAGCCUACUGACAUUCAGCCAGACAGGAAAACAUUUUAAACAACUUAUUCAGUUUUUUGAGUUACAUUGCCAACUUAACUUAAAUCAUUUCUCACAAACAAAAGUUCAAAUCAUCUUACAAGACAACAUUAGCAGCAGCUCAGCUCACAGCCCCCAAACCCCUUCGAAAGAGGGUCAAAGUUUCACAGAUUAUUAUUACAAAACUACGUUUCUAAACUUAAAGAAGCAUCAACAAACUCAGUUCACAGACUCUCCUCGUGUCAGGUACCUAAAAAAAUGUCAGAUAAACACUCACUUUUAUCAGUAUCUUUGAGAUUUGAAGUCCUCGAUUUGUUAGUUGUUUGUAAGAAGGGACACCAGUGUUUCCCCUAGAAUUUUUUUCAGCUCGGAAGUUACCCUUCACAUUGAUGGAAGAGGGUCCGACAGGAUUUGACGCGCUCGUUGAUGACUCAAAACAAGUCAUUAGUGGCGCAUUGAUAUUAAUGAUCAUGUGAAAUUUCAUUAGUGGUGCACGCAAUUCAGCAGCGGCAGUGCACUGCUGCUGAAUGAACGUAGGGGAAACACUGGGACACUAUUGUAAGAUUUGGUCGCUGGCACAAACCUCAUGAAGAAGAAAGUCUUUGUUGACAUGUUGUUAUAAAAAAGUGGACUACAGUCUAGUUAUAUAGCCUAACCAUAGCUUAUCUUAACUGUGCAUGAAGAAGAAGAAGCAGAAGAAGAAGAAAAAGAAGAAGGAGAAGAAAAAGAAGAAGAAGAACUUUAUUAUAAAUGUAAUGAUUAAAGAUAUCCCAAUAUAAAAUCAAGCUAAGCAUGAAUUGAAACGCUUUGAAGUAGUAGGCACUGAGCUGCUCGCAGCCCCUCCUGACACCAACAACUGUCAGAAACUGUUUUUAUCCCUUGAAUCAUCCUUUCUCAGUCACUCCAUUGUUUACAUUAUUAUAGUUUUUUAUAGUGACACCUCUUCAUGAAAUGGUCAUCUAUUCUUUAAAAUAACGUAAACUCACAGUAGGAUCCACUCGUCUGGUUUAAGGUGACUUUAGAGUCAGUCACUCACGGUCACACUCAGGAAAUUUACUCUGUAGUUUCAACACAUCACCCCUGACAGAUAUAAACAACAUCUAACUGUCUGCUUCCUUCCUGUCAUUGACUCCAGCUCCCAUCUCUUUAUUUACCCGUUUUGUUACAGAUUUGUGUGCUGUGGCCUCUCUCUGCACUCCCCGGUGAGUCACUGACAUUUGCGCAGUGCCCUUGAGCGUAGAAACAAGGCUGAGGUGCUUCUUCAAUAAUAACAGUGAGCGGGUGGGUGAGACGAUGAGGUGUAAAAGGCAUCAGACACACACCGUAAGCAAACACACCAAGAGAUCUGUUUGUGUCUUUGUUUAAAUCCAGAGCUCCUAAAGAAAUCAUGCUUCAGGUUUUUGACAGAACAAUGACAGCUUUUUGUCUUUGUUUGUAUGUACAGUAGAGCUAAAGUUGUUUGACACCGCUUUUUCAGCAGGAUUCAACAUGCGGGUGAGAUGCUGUCAGGGUACCAAUAAAGAUGGGAAACUGUUUGUUUUAGAAAGUCUUUUUUUCACAAUCUGCCACCAAUUUGGAAGGUUUUACAGACUUUGUAGUGAUCCCCAGACCCCCCAACAACCCCACACCUUGAAACUGCUGGUAUAUGUGGCUUGACAGAGAUGGACACUCAGGGCUCCUCUGUGUCACUUAGCCUCAUUAGCUGAAUUGAUUAGCUAACACAAUCAUUGAUACACCCACAGGGGGAAAUGAUAAAUGAUGGUGCUGAAAGCAGAGGUCACAGAGGCUCUGCUUGUUUGAGAGAGACUGCUGCCGUAAGCUAAAAUCAAGUGGAACUCUUGAGACCAAAGCGGCUUUAUUAGGAAGUUGACAGGGUUUGAAAGAUCUGUGCACCAACAUAGUGAUGGUAUUUUAGCUGUUUAAAUAGGACAAAUUAAAGUAAAUUUGAGUGUGAUUGGAUUAGCGCUCAGUGGACAUGCUUACAUGUGCAAAAUUCCAAAAAAUUUGAGGGAUCUGAAAAUCUGAAUCCACUGUUUAUCUGGGUGCAAAAUCAAACAAUCCGAUCAUGACGUGUGUAUACAUGCACCAAGUUAUAUUCAGAUUAGAGGCCUUCAGACAUGCGCAAUGUUGUCUAAUUUUUUAUGCAUGUGCUGUCAACAAUCAACAAACGUGGUCGUGGCUCACUCGAUCCAAUUCAGGAUUUUUCCCUCGUUAAAUGUUGUCACUAGAUGGCACCCUUGCAUACUUAUUUUACUGUUCUGUCAAAGGUUGCCCUGUGCUUGCAGAUGUGACAUCAUUACACUGUAUGUAUGCCUUCUUAUGUCAUCGGAGGAGCAGACAUGGCAUCUGCAGUUGUGUUAAUAAUGAAACCUCCUGAACUGACCUCAAUAAAUAAGCCAAAGGUUAAAGAGUGAGGAUCGAGUCAGGUUAGAGAGUCACGAUUGGAUUAAGUGUUUACUUGGACGUGUUUCGGAAUAACGAUCGGCAUAAACCACCUCUCUCGAUCGAAAUACAAUUUCUUUCCGAUUUAGCCGAAUUGGAUCAGAAUUUUCUGAUUCACAUGUUUUCAUGACACUUUUUUAUUCUGAUCGGACCUUUAUUCCGAUUAUUUGUGCCCAUGUAAAUGCAGCUAUUGAUUCAUCAUACUUUGGCUUCAACCGUCCAAAGACAAUAAUUAGACCCCCUCUUUUCAAAGUGUCUGUAGAAGUGGCCUCAGAUCAGUGUCUUUGAAACCCUUUAAAGCCUCUGUUCAAAAGCUCCAACACUCCAGAAGCUUCCUCCUCUGUUGCCAUGCUGCAAAGUCUUUCUCUUUCUGUCUGUGGGUGAAGAUGAGGAUGCUCUUCACACUCCCCUCAGUCCUGUACUCUGGUCUGCUGUGUGUUAGUCAGCCCGAGGAGAGAGAGGAUGAUGAGCAGAACAGCAGAUGAUGAAGCUCUGUACACUUGCUCAUCAGUUUGUCCUUUAGCGUGUGUGUGUGUUUGAGCGCUGUGUUUGAACUGCAAACAGUGUUGUUUGUGCCCCCCCCACACACACACACCCACUGUAAACAGCACCGUACCUGUGUGUGUGUGUGUGUAUCAGAGGAAUGCUGCUCUGCUGGUCUCGACAUGACACAGAGAUUUUGAAUGAUAGCUUUUUUUUUUUAUAGUAGCUUCAAAGGGCAGCGGUCCGUCCCUCAGCGGGUUAGCAGCAGCCUGUUUGCGGCGGGCUGAUAGAAACUCAUCCUAUGGAUUGAAGCAGAACGAGGAGGAUUUUCUGUACAUGCGUUUCAUUGACUUGAGCACAAAUGUUUUGCUGCAGAAAAUCAGCAUGGAGCUACACAAUCACUCUGCAGCUAUCAGCUUGUCUGCAAUCAUACAGAGCCUGUCUCAUUUUGCGACCUUGUUUUUGAGAUGCAGUCUCCCGAUUAGAUUAUUCCAACAUUUCAAACUCUGAGCUUUUUCUGCAAUUCCUGUGCUGCGAGGCAAAAAGUGUGUGUAGAGAAGUGAAUGAGCAACACAACAGCUGCUGAAGAGGUAACCUUGAGUGGGACACGGAGCCUCCAGCUGCUGCUGCUGUAGUACAAGGCUGUGAUUGUGUCUGAAUGUGCAGCGUGGAGUUCCUGUGAAAGAGCUCUGAACUUCUGCUGCUAAAUAAAGGUUUAUAAAAGCAGCCUGACAUAUUCAGCACCCUGGGUUACUGAGUACUCUGCUGUUUUUCUGUGAAGUCCUAACAAGCUGUCACAGGAGAUUAUGGCUGCGAUUUCAGCCACAACUGACAAACACCCACUCGGUUUGAACAUUAGUCACAUUCAGCGUUUCUCUGAUGAGGCAGAGAGAGAGAGAGUUUUUCACUGUUAGAUGAACUCUCCUCUGCGGCUCAGGGCGAGGAAACACAGCAGCAUCAAGCGUAAUCUGGAGCCAUCAGUGAAAGUUUUUCCUGUGUUCAUGUAUGUCCUUGGAUGGAGUCUGGAGAAAGGUGUUGGCAAAUGACAUUAAAUUUCAUAAGCAGUACAAGAUUAAGGACUAUGCUUGAGUUCAUGGUCAUAAAAAAUGUGCAGCCAGUCAGCUGUAGUAGCAGUCACCAUAUAAAAAAAAAAGCUGACUUGAGUUAACACUCAGCAAAUCUUCCCACCAACAGAGAGGUGGGAGAAGCCAAGGGGGGAAAACAGCUUCAGCCGCACCCUUAAUAAUACCAAUUUUACAUCAAUAUCAUCCUAAAUAUAAGCCUGUGGUUUCUAAAACAUUUAACCCUCGCAUACAGAUGCUAACUGUCUCUGCACCAGGCUAUAAACAUGGUUAUGUCUGCUGUAAAGAUUCAGUUUAGCAUGAGCUUUGCCUUUGCAUUCAGGCUGCAGGCAAGUGGCUGCUAGGGGUGAGGUCCCCCCUCAGCCCUUUACUGCAGGUCUCUCCAGUCUCUGUUCUCGAUUGAGUCCAUUAUAUCCCUCAGUUAAGGCAUAAAAAAGACCCAAAGUGAAUCUGAAACAAUUACAGAAGCUCAGGAAAGCUGGGACUGUUCUGGAUACUAGAUUUUAUAGUGUAAUUGAUUUGUCUUCAGACUUUGCCCAAAACUUUCCUAAAAUGAUCCUUCAUCUCUGGUACAAGCUAAACCUCAAGCUAAUUUCAGGAAACCAAUCAGCUCUCUGCCAGCAUUUGAAUCUGGCCAAUCAGGGAUGCGUCCAGCUUUUGGACAUGUGCACAAGAGAUGUUCCCUUUGUUCAAAAAAAAACCUUCUUUAGGGGCCACUGGAAUAACCAAGGUAAUAAUGCACUUGCUGUUUGUUUCAGAGGUCAGCAUGCUUCCACAGCUCUUUAUUUCCAUUGGUCAGAGGAGCAGGAGACUGACUUAUUCUGUUUCCAUCAUUAUGCUCUUCCACUGAGGUGCUGUAGACUCAUUAUUAAUGCCUUAUAGUGUGGAAACUGACACCAUGAAGGAGUAAGUGUGGUCUGUUAUCAUCAUUCCAGCACUCUUCUUACUUACUUUACCCUUAGAUCUGGACCCUGAAGGAUAACCCCUCAACUGUAAACUCAUAUACAGUCAGAUGGAUAAAACCAACAGAUACUCUGAGCUGAAUCUUGGAGGUCUGUGUUCUCCAUCUUCUCCAUCACUCUGACAGGCACAGGCAGGUGAUAAAAAUAGGGAUCCUUCAAUACUGGAUCUGAAAUCUGUCCUCCUGUCGGAGCGGCUUGUACCAGGCUGCAGGAACAGAACAAAAGAGGCUGUGCUGGCAGACUCUAAACAUUUCCAGAUGCUGCAGACUGAACUGUGGGAACUCUGCGGAGAGGAAAAGCGGUGAUUGGUGGACCCAAAGAGGCCUGCAGAGCCAUUUCAAAUGUCUGCUUUGCAAUAAGACUUGACAAAUCGCUUGGUUUUCAAGGCUGACACCGGAAGUUUGUGGAUGGGGCUAACCCCGUGUUGCUCUUUCUCACUGGUAUUCAUUAACAUCAACAAGGACUCCAACUUGACUUGCAUAGGAAACAUAAUAUAGAGUUGAGGAAAUCAUGAAAGCAUGGCCAUUUUGCAGGAAUUCUACAGGAAACGUGCAUCCUAUUCUGCCAGUGCUGCACGCCCUGGAGCUGACAGUCGAUGCUGAUGUUUCCACAGUGAGCCCUACACUGUAUCUCACUUCGGCCCUCUAAAAACAUGAAAAUAUAUGAGAGUUAACAAGAGUUUAAACAAGAUUAUGCUAAUAAAGAGCAGGUCUAGACUGAACUCUUAGAUUGAACAGCGUAACAUGAGCAAAAAUCUCCCAUUUCCACACUGUGAGGAGGGUUUGAAGUGUUGAGGCUUAGAUCUAGAGUGACAAGAGCUGAUGUAAUAAUUAAAGAUCAAUAUCUCCACCAUAUGGAGGUCGAUCUCCAUCCGUCAGUGCUUUUCCACAUCCAUCAGCAUCUGACACAUAAACAUAGAUUUCUGCACCGAGUCACACCAGGGCACCGCCUCAUGCUGAGCCCGGCGAUUUAUGGUUCCCUCUCGGCCCCGUCGGCCCCGGCGCCACAUCGCUCUCUGAACUAUUUUUAUCCGAGCAGGGGAACAUGCCGGCAUCCUUUCCUCCAGCCCGCUCCCCUAAUUCCUCUCUGUGUCCAAACACACGCUGACAAGGAAUAGGUCUGCAGAGGCCCGGUGCUUUACAACAGACUGCUGUUUCACAUGAACGACUCCACUCAGGCUCUCAGCUUACAUUUAUGUGCCUCUGCACUCACACACACACACACAGACACACACGGACACACACAGACACACUCUCUAGCUUGCUUUCUGCCUUUCUCCCUCUCUCUCUCUCUCUCUCUCUCUCUGUAAAUGAUGAAAGUAAAAGUAAUAGAAGGAACCGACAGGGGCAUCUGGCCUAAUUCCAACAGAAAAUGGAAUUGGAUUAGAGCCUCUCUUCUUGCAGCUGUGUGUUUGUGUCUGCAUCUUUGUCUGUGUGUAUAUGUUUGUGUUUGUGGGGUGAGAAUAAAGGCAACAACAAAGCUCGGCAGCAGGCAGCAGCCAGCUGCCCAGCGGUGAAUCGCUGAUGAAGAGAGAGGAAACAGAUCUGCUGCUGCUGCUGCUGCUGCUCAGCACCUUCCUGCCUACGAGUGUGUGCAAAGUGCAGUGUGUGCAGCUGGGUGUGUGUUUCAUGCUUGCCUUCACAUCCCAGACAGAUCAGUCAUCCACAUGACAUUGAUCAUACUCAUCAUUUUCUCCUGCACACGCAUGCAUGCACGCACGCACGCACACACACACACACACUGCUCCAUGCUGUGUAGAAUAAUCUUGGAAUGGUGAAGCGGUUGAAACAGCAGCUUUGUGGAGAUGAUUGAACAGCUGAUCAUCUUUCACUUUAGUUACUCUCCCUUUCGCUGCUGCACACGCUGAUUCAGUCACACCAUUAGUGUGUGUUUUCCUCUCAAGUCACCUGCUCACGGAUUAAAUUUCUCCUCUCUUUUUCCUCCUUCUGCUCCUUUUUUCAUCAACGCAGCGCCGGCCCUAAAGGAGACAACAUCUACGAGUGGAGGUCGACCAUCCUGGGCCCUCCAGGCUCCGUGUACGAGGGAGGAGUCUUCUUCCUGGACAUCGCCUUCACACCAGACUACCCCUUCAAACCACCCAAGGUGAGUGAGUGAGUGAGAGAGUGAGUGUCGCCCUGCAGCUAUGCACCUCCUUCUCUCCCCUUCUCUACACACACUAACACAAUCACACACACACACAGUCACACACACCGCUGUGAACAAUGUGACUAUUGUACCAGCAGGCUGUCAGCUUUUCAUGCUGUUGUCCCACAACAAUGACUUGUUUAAGGCUCGUUCACCUCCAGCUCGUUGACAGAAUAAUGGCUGACAGAUGAAUGAUGGCCUGUGUUUUAUUCUGGGGUUCCAUUAAUAAAUAUUAUGACAAAAAAAUUGAAGCUGACACUUUUUCUCCCAACACACACACAAAAAAAAAAAAACUCAGGCUGUAUGACUCCAGAGGAGUUACAGAGUGCUCUUCUAAAUAUUUCAUGGGUGGCAAGUGAGAUGACAUCUUUCUGUACUCAUCUCUUUGCAAAGCUUUAUUGAAAAAGAUAUUUUUAACCUUUAGGUGCUUUAAUACAUUUUUGGAGUUAAGGUCCUUUCACACCGGGACCAUUUUUGUCGUGUGAUUAUUUCGGACGUCAAUAUUUUUUUUCUGACCCGUAUCCUGUCAAUACAAGCGUUCACAUCAGCAAUGUUUUUCCAUCCUGGAAUAUUGCAGCAUUUAUUUUUUUGGAUCAUGGUUGAUUUUUCUAAAGUUUCGCAUACUUUGUGUCCACUUUUGCGUGUUGUUGCGACGUCUGAUUCACCGGUCCAGCAUGGCCGACUGGCUGAUUGUUUAAGUGUCAGAGAACAGAGUGCUUUUUGAUAAAAGACACAAACAUUACAAAGAUAACGACCUGAAGGACAACUUGUGGAGAGUCAUAGCGUCGGAUCUCUCAUAUGACGAUGGUUUGUGUGCUUUAACAGUUGCUUUCUUUUGAGAAAGAAAAAGGAGUACCAAUUCGCCAUUACUUGAAGUUGAAGUAGACUCCAUUUUUGUCUUCUCGCUUCCACCCGGGACGCUGUAGGAUGGGAAGGUCCCGCCCUCCUUCGCCUCCGAUUGGCUAUAAAUACUGACCUUUUGGCUUGAAUGUGUGAUAAUGUUUCCAGCUUCUCUAGCCAAUCAAAGGCAAAGGAGGCAGGACUUUCCCCAGGACAAUUCUCCCCCAAGAUGCGUCUUUUUCCACCCGGAAAUUCGCAAAAUCGCAUCGGGCUUGAUGCGUAUAGUCAGGCGCGUCAAAAUUUGCCUCAGAAUAUUUCGUAAUUUCACAUUCUAUAUUUGCGUUGGCCCCGGUGUGUAAGGACCUUAAGUCCCACCAGUUCACAAGACACUGUCAGUUUUUGAUGGACUCUCAAAGGGACAAAAAUUUGAACUGUGCAGACAUCCUUUGCCAGUAACUGCAUGUUACUUUCAAAAUUAUUUUUUUUUUAAAGUUUAAAUAUGUCAAAUAUAUAUAUAUAUUUUUUUGUCUAAGCGGGUUUCUAAAGACAGUCCGUCUUUGUUAGUGGAGCUCACGUUAGCUACACCUGGCCAGCUAUCAUCGCCAACAGUGUCAACAACAGUGUUUUGGGCCACUAGUUUUGUAGAAGCGUGUGCCGUUGAGAGAUACUUGAAUACAUUAGAGUAGCUUACGACAGACGUGGACAAACACUUUGCUCCGGGACAUAGUGUAUACCUCACAUGUAUAUUCUUGCCUUUUACCUCAAGAAGAUUGAAAUACUGUCUGUACUUCCACUUUGAAGUGAGGCUACUCUGUGCAUGUGUUGUUUGUGUACAAGCUGAACACUUCCUCUGAUUGGCUUAGCAUGAAAUGUUAGUCUGCCUUAACCAAUCAUCAUCACUUGUGCAGUUGUCUCGCCUCUCCCCUCACCACAGGAAAAAAAAAAAAUUGUAAUUUGCAGCUUCUGUGGCUGAGAUGAGCCAAGUCAGAGGACAACGGCUUCACUGAGUAGUUUGUAAUGUGCCUCGUUUAAUUGUUGGUAGUGCUAACUGUGUUGUAACAAUGGAAAUAGAAAUUAGUUAGAUUACCUGUUACUGGAAAAAAAACAAUGUUGUUAGUAACGCUGUUUAUUUUAACAGCAAUAUUCCUAUUACUGUCCUUUGCAUUCAGCAAUGUGCAGCUUUUGUGCAGAUGUGAAGCUCUGUCUAUCACCAUCUAAAACCCUUCUACCAGCUACCUAUGCUGUUGUUGACCUUUUCCUAUCCUGACAUCAACACGUGCAAGGAUACUAAAAUAGUAUAAAAUAACUUGUAUCAAAAGUCCAACUUAUACACCAAACACUCAAGUUCAGGAUAAGCAAGGCCUUCUGUGACAAAUACUGACACCUCUUGACUAAACCCUGAAUAUCAGAUGAUCUCACUGUUUUCAGAUGUAUUUUGAGGGUAUAAAUCUGUGCAAUGUUUGGGUCAUUACGGUGUUCAUAUCAGAACUGUUUUGCACUGAGGGUUCAUAGCCUCUGCUCGUGUUCAUGUCUUGUCCCCAUUUGGCCUUUUUGUGCCAUGUUCAUUCUCAGAUUGUUGUUUUAAUUGUCCCGAAUCAUUACACAAAGAACCCUCACAGAGAGAGACCUUUUAGCCAGAGAUUCAUUAUGACAUCUCUCCUGUGAAAGCCCAUUGACAAAACACCAAUUAUACCUCUCAGAACACAAAAUUGCUCCAUCUAAAUGAAGCCUGGUCGCUUUUAGAGACGAGGGCUGACAAAACAAUCAGAGAGCGCCCUCACAAAAAUAUCUGUCUCUAAAGGGAUCCGACCUGUAAUGCUGUCAGAAGCUUCUGAAUCAUCUGUAUGUCCUGGUGAGCGUUAGAUCAGACUGUGUGUGAGCAGAAAAAAAUGGAUUGUAGAUUAAAAGUAAAUGCCUCACAACUGAACACCAUGAUUUUCAAGUUCUGUGGCAGCUGUAGUUCAGCAGUGUUUCUUUAUUUGCAGUGAGCUGAAAGUGAUUUGAGUCGGUCAGGGUGAGAUCGGAGCUGAGCACGGAAUAAUAUUGAGCGUAGCAGCCUGAGACGGCUUUGAGGGGUAGAGCAGAGGGAACAAACAGCUCUGUGAGCAAGAAGAGGAUAUUCUCACAUCUCAAACUCACUUACAGACUCUGCUGAAGAUGCUGGAUUGAUGCAAUAUCAUCACUGAGAGAGUUAAUGCCAAUUUUUAUUAGUAGUUUAACAUGUAAACUCUCCUCUCUAUGCGUCUGUUACUGUGUGGGUGUGAUGAAUGUUGGAGCUCCAGACUUCACAUUUUCAGUCAUUGGUUUUAAGUCUUCUUCAACACAGCAUGAAGUUCAUUUUCUAAAUUAUGGUCCCUUCAAGAGCAGUAAAUCAGUGUCAUACUGGACCAACUUCUUGUCCAAAUGAGUUCCCCUCUGGCUCUAAAAAAGCAGAUCCAGCUACCAUAGUGCCAAACAAGCUUUAGAAAUGUAGCCCAUAAUGAAUGAUGUUACGAAGGCCAGGUCUCUUAUCUCUGCACAGCCCAUGUCUAAUCCAAAGCAGAGAACAUUAUUUCAGUAAUUGAAUCCUGCUUUAAAAGAUAUCCAUGAUCAGCUGUCGGUGCACAGCCAGCCUGUGAAAAUGGAAAUUGAGCAUGAACUCAAGUUAAGCUCCAGAACAAUCAGACGACUGUCUGUCUUGAAGAGAGCCAGUGUGUUUUAUAGAGCUAUAAAUAAAAGAUUUAUCAAUACAGCCUUUUUGCAUCACUUCCACCUUUCAAGUAAAUUUAUAACAGGAUAGCCCCUGAAGAUGAAGGGACCCUUGAACGUUUCUGCUUUGAUUAGAUUUGGUUCAGCAGCCAUUCAGAGACUAUUUGCAAAGAAUCAGUAUUAUCAUUGUCAAAGUAUUAUCAGCAUUAUGGCAUUGCAAGUUGCUCACAGUGCUUUACCUCGUGCAUUUUGCUCUUGCGUUGUAUUUUAUUGUGACUGAGAUGAGCUGUUAGCAUCUUCACUCUCUGCUGCACAGAGCCGCAUGGUGCACUUUCAUCCUGACAAUGCUAAAUUCUAUACCACUAUAGUAAAAAGAUUCAACACUUGGAUACAUUAUUUUUAAGUCAUCCAGAAGAAGAGUUGUUGUCUUAAUUACUGAUGAGUUUGAGGAUGACAAUUCUUGAAAAUAAUCCAGCACAAUGACCAGUAGCCCUGUGCAUGGGUUUGAUCAUUGCUGUUUGUCAAUAAGACGUUUUUGUGAUGAGGCUGAUUUGCAUAGAAAAGGGCCACUUUUGCUUCGAAUGAUUGCAUAAGGGCUCAUUGAAAUGUAUGCAAACAACACCAGCACAUAGUGGCACUCUGUGCUCUGCAGCAAAGCGUGUAGUGCACUUAACCUUUUGCAUGUGCUUUGAGAAUUAGACAGUGUCCUCUUGGCUCAGGUUGAUUUGGUGCAGAAACAGAUCCUCAGACAUUGUUCUUAACAGUUCUUAUGUUUUAUAGUCACACAGUUUAGCUUCUGUUACAACCUCCAGGUUUAGCAGCAGAAUGACUUGGCCUUACCAUGAUGCGUCUGACAUGACAUUUACAAGUCAAACAGGGGCAGGGAAUGUAAAAAACGCUUUCCAAGGCUUCUGCGUUUGCAGUCUAUGGGAGUGUUUUCUGUGGGGAUUUUGCACAACUGUUUUCUGGCAUGGCAGAUUUGCAGUUGUCGCAAGCUCUAUUUCUCAAAAGGCAACACCUGCAAUUAUCCCGAAUCUACUCUCAUUGAGAGUCUGUAGACAUGCUUAGUGCUGUUUUUAUUUACACUACUCAACAGCAGGAAAACAUGCAGUUAUUCAGGACUAUUUUCAGCUGUGGAUGAACACAAGUAGGGUGUUUCAGUGAGUUUGUGGGGAAGUGCGAUUAUGUGUGUGUGAGAGUGUGUGUGUGUGUGUGUGUGUGUGUGUGUGUGUGUGGGGGGGGGGGUCAAAAUAAACAACAAGUGUGUGUGUGUUUAUAGUGUUAUGGUGAUAAAGGAUCAUGUCAGCCAGUGCAUCAGUGUAGCUCACUGAUGUAGUUUUUUUAGGGCCAACUUUAGAGCUGUAUGACACAAAGCAAAGCAGAUGUAACACGCUUUGAUAUAAACACAAUAGAAGUCAGAUGGAAGCAUUCAUUGUUGCUUCUGAGCUGCAAAAAGAACAGAAAUCUAAAAUAUCACAGGAGUCCUCUUUCAGAUGAUUCUUGUUAUUGUGUCUCCUCCUGUCAUACAUGCUGCUCGCAUUCAGCAGCUUUUGGCUCCCCUCCAGUGAGGCUGUGGGUUUGUGGGUAAAGGAGUGUUUGCAUGUGUGUUGUGCUGAUGCAAGUGUGUGUCAGUAUUUACACAGUAGACUGGCUGACAGCGGUUGCCACCUCCUCCCUCCCUCCCUCCUCCCUCGGUGUGAGUCGUGCCUCUGAUUUUGCCCUGGGUUUUGGUUUUAGGUCUAGAAAUACUCACAGGCUAACCUCUAUCAGAUAUUUACAGACACAUACUGUAAUAAUAAACAGCGAAAGUAAACUGGGGAAUAUUUUAGGACAGCCAUAUUUAUCUGGUUUAUAUGUGGGCCAUUCAGCACAGAGAGGCCUGCUUUGAAUUAUGGUUGAAAUUUGAGAUUUGUUUAGACAGCAGAAAUAGUAAAAAUUCCAGAUUAGAGAAUACCUCAAAGUUUGGGUUAGAUAUAUAUUUUUUAGGAUUAGGUGAAAAAUAGUGACCAUAAAUAAAAUCAAGAAGUACCCAAAGCAAUAGCCAGGACUCUCUUCCUACGGAGCCAAGCUGUUGUAAUCAGUUGACAAAAGUCUUUGUCUGGAUGUCAGCAAAUAUUGCUCCUAAACCUGUAGAUAGUGUUUAAAACUGAGGACGCAGCAUCUAUGAUUUCCAGUUCGUUGUUGAAAAGGACAACUGGACUUAGUUGAGACUUGAAGCCGAAAACAUACAGGAUCUUUAUCAAGCGCGUUCAGUAUUAUCUCCGUAGAGCAGCAUUUGGUAUUGCAUACAGGGUGUGUAUUUUGUGUGCGACAGCAGCGUAGUGCAGCCCCAGUCAGCUGGGCUCAGUAUAGAGGAAACAACAUGCUCACAACAGGUGGUUUUGCCUUUUUGUGGUCUAUUUUCUGCCAAUUUUCGAUAUAAUUUAGUGACUGUGGAGCCUCUACUGUAUGUGAAAAGCAACGUGAUUUUACAUUUUCGGUUUUUGCAGGUUUACUCAUGUUGAAUAGAGUAAACUAUGUUCGCAGUUCAAAGUCCUGUUAGGGUCCGCAUGGAUCAGGGAUUGACCAUCGGAUUGUUCUGUGUUACUGAUAAAUCUAUAACCAAGAAGUAUUUCUCAUCUACAUGAACUGCUACACAGUCAGGAGUCCACAUUUGGUGUUUUAUUUUGAAAUACCGAAUGACAUGCAUGGUUUUCAUGCUUGACUUCCUGUCUUUAACGAUCUUCUCUGUGUGAAAUGAUGCUCAUUGAAGGGUACAGCAGCAAAAACAGACUCGCUGCGUAUCUUUAGCAGAGCUGCUCUUGAGACGAUGCUGCGAUGGAGCUGAUGCGCAUCCUGUAUGCUUGGCUGCAUUGAUUAGAAUGGCAAUUUGCUACCUGAUACGCGAUGUUGCUGCCACACUCCAAAUACGCAUCCUGUGUGUUUUAGCCUUUAGGCAAAAUGUCUCAACUAAGUCCAGUUGUCCUUUUUAUGUGGUGGUUUCCACUCCAGAGUCUUGGAGUGGGAAUGUCUUCUCCUCGUCCCUUCCUGACCAGUCACUCCUUCCUGGCAGUCCAUGCUGAAGGGGAAACUGAGCUCAUGUCAAGUCUUGGCCUCCUGCUGUCGUGUUUUUCCAGUCUGGCUGUGAGCUGUGCCACCCAGCAGCUCACCAAUCCUCAGCCACCGAGCCGACAGCUGCAGCUGCUCACUCCUCUGGCUCAUGGCUAAUGUUAGGAUGGUGAGGCCCCAGAUGGUUGGUCCAGACUUUUUUCAGGACCUGUUCAGGCUCAGAUUUUACAUCAUUUAGAGCCGAUCUUACUCUGGAUUGGGGUUUAACUCUUUUGCAUAUUUAACUUUUCUGUGCUUGAUGUCCUUAUUUUCAAACUCUGUGAAUGGGGUUGUUUAUUGUUCCAUUAGCCCCUCUAACAAUGAACUCUGAAACUUUAUAGAUAGUUUUAGGACUUUCAAGCUCUCAGGUUUGAAAUCAAGGGUGGUACUAAAUUGGUAUUAAAUCCACCCUCGCUAAAUCUAACAGUUUUACCUUCACCAUCGACUACUCCUCCUUCUCCCCCUCCCCUCAAGUAAAAAAUCUGUUGUCCUUGAAUGUCUUUGCAAAAACAUAAAUAAUGUCACCAGCUCAGCAUACUUCCAACUACGUAACAUUAAUCACCUCCAUCCUUCCAUCAUCACCACCAGCACCGCCAUCCUGGUCCACUCAAUGGUCACCUCCUGCCUAGACUCCUGCAACUCACCUCUCUCUGGUCUCCUCGACAAGUCCCUCCAUAAACUGCAACUGGUUCAGAAUGCUGCAGCCCAGAUCAUCACCAGCAGCCCUUCUGUCAAUCCCAUCACCCCUGUUCUCCAACAGCUUCACUGGCUCCUAGUCACACAUAAAAUACGCCUCCAUACCUCCAGAUGGGGCUGGGCAAUAUGGGAAAAAUCAAUAUCGAUAUAUAUCACGAUAUAAAAAAUGAAAUUUAACAGUGCUUAUUAGUAGCAUGUCUUUUGCAAUACAAUAAGCUACUGCAUCUGUGAGGUCUUUGUGUCUCUUGGACGUUUUGUCAUAAGGUGUUGCAUUAGAGCAGUGGUUCUCAAGUCCAGUCCUCGAGGCCCACUGUCCUGCAUGUUUUGGAUAUUUCCCUGCUCCAACACACCUGAUUCAAAUGAGUAGCUCGUUAUUAAGCCAUUACAGAGCUUGAUAACGAACUAAUCAUUUGAAUCAGGUGUGUUGGAGCAUUAGAGAAAGCGGACUGAAUGGUCGGCUGUUUCGGCUGCACAGGCGCCAUGGGCUCCUUGCUCCACUCAGGGUUUGUUACCUUUUAAGGUUUGUAACCUUGUGCUCUGCCGUGUGGCACUGCUUCAGGUGGUGAAAAAGAUUUGAGGUAUUCCCCGACUUUGCAAGAACAUGUACUCGCCAUAAUUUGCAGUGCACAUUACUCUGCUUCAUGUCUGACCUCAAAAAAACAAAAUACCUCCACAUCACCAACGUUUUCAUGCCAGUGUUGUUGAUGAUGUCGUCAUCUGUUGAGCCUUCAUCUGCAUUUCUGCCGGGGGUAGCACUCAUUUUCUUUUUUCCUCACCAACAGUGCUACGACUUCACAUGUUAUAGUGCUAUGGUUUUGUGUAGCUGCAGCCUGCUACUACGCAGUUGUUUGCUACUUGGUUCUAAUUCAGCACAUAAUUGGUUCAGCGGCACAGACCAAGAGCAACUCCCCUUUUCAUUGGCUAUCGACUACCAAAACAUGGCAGAAUGCCAACUAUCGAAAAGGAUAUUGACCAUGUUUUAUAUUGAUAUUGAGGGAAAUCAAUUUUGGAUAUAUUGUUAUCGUUUUAUCGCCCCACCCUACCUCCAAAGCCCUGUUUUUGUUUUUAUCUGUUUGCUGAACAGUGCCUUUUAUUUGUUUUGAAAGGCGCCUGAAGAAAAAUAUGUUUUAUUGUUAUUAUAAUUAUUAUAAUUUCUCUAUAGUUUUCUUCAGGGUAACUGGGAGCUGUUGGGAUCCAGACUAAUGAUGGUGGGGUUAAAUUUAGAGACUGAGUGAUGAAUCUGUUACAGAGAGGAUGCAGGAUUAGACCCACAGCUUUUGUUACACGGAGGCAGCAUCAUAAUCUAUUAGCAUCAGCUGUGAUAGGAUUACAGGCUGUUAAUGAGACCACACAGACCGGCCAAGGAUCUUUUUCAUGAGCUGCCAGCAUUAGCAUGCCAGCGCUAACCCAACGGAGCCGAAGGUGUAAGAACAGAAAAGGAGAGACAGACACAAGACCGUCCCCCUCAUCGAGCUUCUGCAUCUGAUUUCAGGUCGUUGCAUGAGUCCUGUUUGUCUGGGUAUUGUCAGCGUAGUAUGAGAGGGAGGGAGCAACGGCUGUUUGUUUCUCCAGAAAAAAAAGGCGUAAAGGGAGGAAUGGAAAUGUAAUGAGAGGAUAACAGAGGGAGGAAAAAAGGACGGCAAGCUGCAGUCACAAAGGAAGCAGGAGAGAGCCGUAGUGAAAGCGUGCCUGGACUGUCUGUCCUGGUCAGCAGCCUGUGUAUUAAAGAAGCAGGGAGGUCAAAGGUCACUGCGUAAUGAGCUCCUGCUGCUCGUGUUGAUAGUAAGCUGUAACACAGUGCUGUAUUUACUCUGCUGUUGACUCAUUCAGAUCUACAGAGACUGAGAGCAUCAUCCUCACACUGAGUCAACUCAGCAACUCAGUGGUUGAGACACUUUCAGUGAUCAGCUGUUUGUUUCGUUUGUUUUUAUCUCCAGGUUCUCUCUUGGAGUUGAGAUUAAUGGAUCAGGAUAUUGGCAGCUGAACUUUGAGCAGCUUCUUCUUGUUUUGCUGGUUUUGAAGUCAGCACAUCUGAUUUUUACAGUAUGAGAUUUUUAACAUAUCUCUGAUAGACGGAGCUGGAGGCUAACUUCUUCUGAAAUGUUUUCAAAUGUGGUCGAAACAUCCUCAAGGACUUAAACUGAUAAGAUUUUGCUGUUUGAGGUCAAAAGUCACAGAGAAAGCUUUUAGCUCAAAUCAAGUAUUUUCAUGAAUUCACUCAUGUGCAUGACAAAGUUUCACAUUGAGGAUUCUGGGUCAAAUAACCCACGGCCUGAUGGCUAAGUGCCAGUAAAAGUUUAUUUGGUCUGUGUUGAGCCAAUCAGAAUAAUUCUCAUCUUUAAACAGCUAAUCAGUUUGAGAUGUUUUUCGAUGAAUGCUUCAUUUUGUGUUUUUUUUUCAGCUAACGGAAACAAUCCCAAAAAAUAACAUAACAAUAAAAAUAUACAGAAAGUCAUAUAAGUCAAACCUGCAGUCAUGCGUUAAGGGUGAAAUUCACACCUACACACCUAUUUGUGAUUCUUGAAUGAUCAAAAAACUGAUUGUACUUAGAGGCGGUAACUCUUGUUUUACUGCUAUAAGAAUCCUUCAUUAAGAUUAUUGCAAAUUCAGCAUAAAAUGUCACCUUUAUGCAGCGAAGCAUCUGUCCUCUAAUGAACAAAACCUUCCAUCUGUGUGUGUGUGUGUUCAGGUGACGUUUCGUACGAGGAUCUACCACUGUAACAUCAACAGUCAGGGGGUGAUCUGUCUGGACAUCCUCAAGGACAACUGGAGUCCUGCCCUCACCAUCUCCAAGGUCCUGCUGUCCAUCUGCUCCCUGCUCACUGACUGCAACCCUGGUGAGAGCUGCACCACGCACACACGCACGCACGCACACACACAUACAGAGACUUCUCCUUGUCAUAUCGUCCUCCAAUUUUAGCAAUGACAGCUUGACUGACACGUCCAUUCUGUGCGGAUAAUGUACGGAGAAGUGUGUCACUUUGCCGGGCAGCAGACAGGCAGGUUACACUGAAGAAGCCUUUCAAACAGGAUCUCAAUCUCCUCACUCAUCAUCUGUGUGUUUAAGACCUGGACAAAAAUCAGGCAAAUGUUUGAUAAUGUGUUUUAAUUAAAUUUGAAUGAGAGAUUGUCAGAGAGAAGGAUAAAAGGCUGGAAAGAUGUUUGGUAUCUUUAGAAAGUAAAUGUGUCACCUGAUCAGUUUUCUUGAUUAUUGGAUAAAGUUGUUGUAACACUGACUGUAUUCACACACGAGCAGUUCUCCUCUGGGAUCAUGGACAGGGUGAGGAGCUCAAGCAUUGUCAGAGUUACACAUUACAAAUCAUAAAAAUGAAGAAAAUGACACAAACGGCUCAUGUUUCAACCCUUCAUGUUGCUCCGCUGCUGUGAAGGCAAAGUGAACAGAUAUUUCAGGCACAAACAUUAUUAUCCAUCAGAGAGUGGCAGGCAUAAUAAUAAUAAUAAUAAUAAUAAUAAUAAUAAUAAUAACAGGAGAUGAAUUAAAGUAAGUGUAGCUGCAGGGUUGAUUGAGCUCUGUAGCUGAUGCGCAUCUCCUGGGCCUGACUGACUGAAGGACUUUGCAGCUUUUUUCACCCUGUAAGGCAAAUAAGAGGGAAAAGCAUCAUCUGAAUUUCAAACCAAAGAGUUACAUGCAUCACAAACUGCACUGCAGGAGAAGUAUCAGCCCAGUGCACCAGUGGUGUUUGUGCAUAUUUGUAAGUGACCAUGAAACCACUGCUUUCUGCACUUGCCUUCAGAGUCCCUGUGCAAAGAAAAAUAAACAUUUAUAAUAAGAUAUCUGAAUGGAUAGUGCAUUUAGCAAAUGGCAUUUAAAGGGAUAUUUCAGUGUAAAUUUAAAUUAUGGUCAAACACAGUGUAACACAAAGUUAGACACCCCCUCAAGAGAUGAAUGUUGCAGACUGCUUGCGUCUUUAGUUAUACCAACUUAAGUAACAACCGCACGAUAGCAAUGCAUAGCGGUCUGAGGAGCCAUAAACAAACCUCAACCAAAAAGCCACUCUAUAGCCACAAAUAAUGCUCAGAACAGCACCUAACUUCAUCAACAGUGCAUAUAGGGUCCCAGCCAUAGUAGUAGCCACCAAACAUCUUUUUAACUUUGCCUGAUUCCUUUAGCAAAGAGACUAAACACAACUCACCCACUCUCUUCCAGCAGCUGCUUGUUUGUGGGGGAGCCCUGAAGAGUGGAUCACUGAGUGCAGUGGAGUUUUGCAGCUCAAGGAAGAAUAUUUAUGAUUAUUUCUUCAUGGAAAUGCAAUCAGACCAAGACUCUAAGACAGAAAAACUACCCCGUCUGCAGUGAAAAAUGAUUAUUAUGAUGAUUAUUACUUCAUGGAAAUAAUCUGCUGCACUCUGUGACCUGUUCUAACGAGGGGCUGUCUAACUCGGUGUGACGUUGUGUUUGACCAUAACUUUAAUUUACGCCAGAAUAUCCCUUUAAUGACAGCAUUGACAUGCAUACAGUGUGCACAAUCAUCCUCUGUUUCUCUGUGAGGUAGUGUUUCUGCUGCUGCACUGAUUUCAGGCUUUUGCAGAUGUUUAUAAUUUAGCAGCGUGUUUCUCCUGAUGAAAUAGUUUGAACCACUGCAGAUUGUCACCAUACCAUUAUGUACCAUUAUGUCACCAUAAUGUUGCAUUUUAAAGGAUUAUUCUGGAUGCUUUAAGAUCUUUGUCUCAUAAACACUGAGACUUUUCCUUUUAUAGAAACAGGCUCAUCUCCAAUAACCAUCAUUUGUUCUCUCUAAGUGGGAAAGUUUGGCAAUUGUGCGCACAAGAACCCGAUAAAAUCACUGUUUGCACAUCAUUUGCAUCCUUGUCUUCUUGGAAUGUUUUGUUAACAGAGAGCAGGGUGUUUUUUCUGCUCCCUUCAUCGCAGUCGAAUCAAUAUUUGACCAGGCUGCUUGGCUUAACACACACCCGUAAACGGCUGACGCCGGUCAGCGAGAAGACAUUUUUAAAGCUAAUUAGAUCCAUUAUGGUUCAGUUUAGCAGCACAGCACAGAAAACAGGAGGUGAGGGACUUCAAUCUGUCCUCUAUACGACCAGUAAAAGCAGCUGUUUUCUCAGCUACCACACUGUGAUGAAUGUACGGUGAUGUCAAGUUUUAGAUUGAGUGAGCUGAGUAAAAGCAGAGAAAGGUGUCCGAUAUCAGAAAGAGGAGUGAGAAAUGUACGGGUUUAAAAGGCCAGGAGACAGACAGGUGAUUUCCAAGCUGAAUGGUGGGGGAUGAGAUGGCACCAGAAGAGAAAGAGCGAUAGUGAUGAUGGUGAAAGUCUUCUGAUGAUAGCUUGUGGCCUCUGCUGGGAUUUCUCUUUGAUAAACCUCCGAGCGGAUAUUCUCCCUCUGUGGGCGAGGAAAAAAGCAUGAGAAUAGCUUCUCCUCUCCUCCUCUUCCUCCACGUUUUCAGAUGUUGCUGAGAUGAAAUGAGGCGAUCCCUUUAAAGUGUGAUACAAAAGAGGCUUGAUUGACACCCCCGUCCCUGCCAGAAAAUAAAAAUCACCCUGUCUCCCCUCCUUCCUGUUACCCACGCACUCUUCUUUCCCUCUUUCCGCCUCUUGCCUCAUCAGAAUCAGUCGGCCUGCUGCACCUCUCUCCACUUGUUUAAGUUUUUCAAGCCCAGCCUCAAGUGCUGCAUCUGAGUCUGAAAUACCCUAAAAAUAUCCCUGCUCCUUUCUCCGUCUGAAGUUUUCCUUGCCGUGCAGGCGGAGAUCAUUGGCAUGUGGCUCAUUAAAGCGAGGGAGGAGGAUGGAAUGACAGUUAAUCAACCCUCCAGGGGGAUGCCGUCCCUGCUGUCAUGCCACACUGAGCCCUGCACAUCGUCCCACAGGCAGAUCUCCACCUGAGGCGUCCCCGUGGCUCAUUGGGGCCGAGUCACAGUCCUUGUCAGAGUAUAUCUCAGGCUCAAAUCCAGCCCAGAGCCUCUGUCUGGUGUCAACACUCUUUCCUCGCUGUCUUCUCCUGCCAAACGUCCAAAAAGUCGUCUUAAAUUUUUAACAAAGCCAAAGGGAUUCCUCUUCCUCCUCCUCCUGCUGUUCCCGCUGCUGCUGUCUGUCUGUUCUGCCCGUAUAUUCAGCUGAUAUGUGUGGAUAUCCGGCCAGUCUCUCAUAAUAAAAGUGUCGGCUUUUUCCCCUCGGUAGCUUCAGGGGGUGUCAGUUUGUCAGACCUGUAAUAACACCGGCUUCGCUCUGCCUGAAAGGACAGCUUUGCUAUCUGGAUUGAUAUCUGAAUGUGUGACAUGAAAACAGUUUAUGUCCUUUAUGUGCUGCAGCUCCUGUCUGCUUUCCACACUCUGUCUUAAGAGGCUUCAAACUACUACUACAGGAAUAAGGGUCUCCAUAAAGAACCACGCAGAUGUUUUAAUAAACUGUUGUUGUGAUUACAGAGUUCAUCCAACAUUUUCUCCACCUCCUCAUUUUAAAGAAUCUGAUCUACUCAAAAUAUAAAUACGUGGUGACUUGCACAUCACAAGUCUGAUUAGCUGAUCUUGCUGCAAGUGGCAGAGCACAUCUGUCCUUCACCCGGGGAAUGGGCUUCUCAGUGGACCGUCCACUCAAACUGAUACGAGUGCUCAGGUUAUAGUCUCUUAAAAACUGCUGAAUUAGGCUGUGAAAUCGAGACAGUUUAUCGAAAACUGUAGCCUGGAUUUCAUACCCGGUCCUCCCCACAGUUUCUCAUUAAAGGAGCUAAGCUGAGCGGCAUGUAUUAUGGCUAUCCAUUCAUCCAUUUUCUACUGCUUAUUCCUGUUCCCGGGGUCGCGGAGGGGCUGGAGCCUAUCCCAGCAUCUUCGGGCGAAGGUAGGGGACAGCCUGGACAAGUCGCCAGUUCAUCGCAGGGCUGACAUAUAGAGACAAACAACCAUUCACGCUCACAUUCACACCUAUGGGCAAUUUGGAAGUGGCCAAUUAACCUAACCCCACUUAGGCAUGUUUUUGGAUGUGGGAGUAAACCAAAGUACCCGGAGUAAACACACGCAGACACAGGGAGAACAUGCAAACUCCACACAGAAAUGCCCUGACCUGGAUUCGAACCCAGGACCUUCUCGCUAUGAGGCGACAGUGCUAACCACUACACCACUGUGCCGGCCUGUAUUAUGGCUAAUAGACUCCUAUCACCCCACUUCAAAAAAAGCUGCAAUACCCCUUUAAAAUGUAGAUUUUGGCCUGCAGUUUCUCUCUCUAAAGGGGUUGAACUCGCUGUUUGCAGAAAGAAGAGGCUCCUGAACCAUCUCACUUUUACUCUGAGGUGCUGUGUGCGUGUAGGAUUGUGAGGUUUGGAAAUUCACUCACUCCCUACAAACACAAACACAGUCUGAAUAGAUAGACUCCUCACUCUCCCUCCCUGACAUUACUGGUGUAAACGGAGCUGUGCUGCAGCUGCUCUUGACACCUCUGUGCUCUUGAAGGGACAGUCGGAACACAGAUUGGUCAAACCGGGCCAGGAUGACGUAAAGCAGGCUUUUGACAUGAUGAUUCAGGAAAUCUUAACGAGCUGUCACAUAAGAAGGGAGAUGCUUCCAGCUGCAGCGAUAUAUGAGGAUCCAUUCAUGCAGAAAUCUGAGUAUAAGCCUGUAAAAACCCUCAUCAUUGAAACCCUGUCAGGGAUUAGAGCGCAGGGCUGUUUGUGCCGCUUGCUCAGCCGAGCUCAUCCCGUAGCUCCGUCAGCAGGCCGAGCCCUCGAAGGAGCGUUUGUGUGUGUGUGUGUGUGAGAGAGGCUCUGGGAGUGUGUAUCUCCCUCUGUCACUUCUCUGAGAAAUUGACCAGCAGGGCGGCGAGUCGAGCAGCAGCAUGAUCAAUAGAGGAGCCGGUGGGGAUUCAUAACGGAGGCUGUUUACUGACCGGACGUGUGUGAAUCAACAGACAGGACUCUGCUGCUGCUUCUGGACCAGCUAUGAUCACCUGUGAUUUACAGCAGCGAGCACAUUUUACCGGGCUGUCGAUAAAGGCGUUAGCAGCGCUGUCCGUCACACGCUACAAGCUUCACUUCAGACAUCAGGGAUAAUAGAGCUCCACCAGUUUGACGUACAGCUUUUCCGCGGUUUUUCACAGGUUGCAAUAAAAUUCUCAUGCAUGUUGAUGAGCAGAGGUGGACGGCUGCAGGCUUCCGAUCCAUUUUAGACCCUGAUGCUCUGCGUCAGGUAAUUGGAUGUCAAACAGUGUGGCUGUGACUGUGUAAACAUGCUGUACGUUCCCAUAAAUAAUCUAUGACUGUCACAGAUGGGGGUUUCUGAAGGCUGCAGCUGAAACCAGGUUUUCCCCUGAAGAGGCUCAGUUCAGUCUUUUGAACGGAUGCAGAUGUUGCAGAAAACCAACUACUUAUAAUGCAUCAUGGGAAGAUUUUGAGAUGUGUUGUUCGGGCUUCUCUCUUUUCUUUUGUCUUUCAAACUUUCUCCACAAUCGUCUGACCCGAUAUUUAGCCCAGGCUGAUGAUAGGUCACCUGGUUUGAAUCCAAGAAAAGAAAGAACAGACAAGAUUACACAGCUCAGAUAUUCUUUGUCUGACUCAUAUUCAAUAAGGUUAUAUAUUUUAUGUCCCCCUCCUGGUAAAUCCUGUCGUCUGUCUUCUUCUUGUGUUUCAGCCGACCCUCUGGUUGGAAGCAUCGCCACACAGUACCUGACCAACAGAGCCGAGCACGACAGGAUAGCCAAACAGUGGACCAAACGCUACGCCACAUAG